AUGAAGAGCCGUUCAGCGCAACCCCAGGGAGAACUCGAGAGAGGGGAAAGGAUGGCAGACAAGCCCAGAAGAAGAAGCUGGAAGCUGGCCAGGUAACGCUGGGCGGACGGAGCAAUGAAUGCAUACAGGGAUGCAUGGAUGGAUGGAUGGAUAGACGGAGCAGUGAAUGCGUAUAACGGUGCUUUGGAGAGGUGCAUGCGGCCGGCUUCCUGGGUACACAGUCUUUGCAUGCAGCUGAUGCGUCUGUAACGCGCGCCUACGUCUUUUAUGCGGAGAGACGGUCUGUGGGGUUUGAUAUGAACAUGUGUGUGUGUGUGUUGUGUGACACGCAAGCAGGCUGGAUUGUCAGCUCGGUUAUUUAUGUUUGCUGACGGGGUAUCCAAGCACGUCUGGGGCAUUCGUGGACGGGGGCUGUGCAGCGCCCAGAUGGACCCGGAUCAGCCCCGUCCACGCGUCGCGUGGGAAUAGGGCUGCCUCCUCGCAGGGGCCACGCAUCUGAACGUGGCGUGGCAAGGCUCGUGUCUUGAUGUGGCCGCAUGCUUGCGGGGUGCAUGCGUGUGUGUGCCUGUGGCCCUCGCCUGCCUGCCUGCCUGCCUGCGCCUUUGGACCUGGGCAUCUGCCCUGCUGCCAAUUGCUCUCGGGACUUGCCCUCGCUCCAGUCCUUCAUGGCUGCCUCUUCUCCUUUGCCUUGCCAGGGCCCCGGAGUCCAGCAGCCCUGCGUGGAUUUGGGAUCAUCGCUCGCUGGGCGACUCUCUCUUGGAUUCUCCUCCUGCUCCUCCUCCCGUUCCUCUGGGCGACCGGACGUACAGUUGUGGAUUUAUUGUCGCGGUGCGUGCAGCUCCAGCCUCCUCUUCGCCUCCUCCUCCACCACCACCGGCGCCAACACCACCACCGGCUUUCUGACUCUCUUCGGUGACGGGUAUUCUUGGGUGGAUAAUACGGAUUACGUUGUUAUUGCUUAAGAAUACGCGUAGUCGAGGAGAGUACUCGCGGCAGGCGGGUGGGCAGCGACCACCCACCCCGGUUGGCUCCUUAAACGGCUCUAGUUGCCAAGGUAGCGCAUCAUUUUUUAAACAUAUAUAUUUAAAUAAUAAUCAUUAUUUCAUUUUGCUCUCGUACUUCCCUUUUCUCGUACCUCGCAAUCUCCGGCUGCACCAGACCUCUCCACCCCUUCAACCGGGGCGGGGUUGCCUCACUGCAGCUUCCCACUCGGAUACUGCGGAGAUGGGAGGCAGGGAGGGAGGGGGGCGUCUGUGGAGUCCUGGCGUCUGUGCUCGGGCUCCGGACGUCCUCUUUCUUAAUGCGGAUUAUUGACUCCCCCACUUUGUUACUUCUGAUCCACUCCCAACCGGAGUGGAAUUGGUCCGCCCGGGUGCCAGACUCGCAAGCGGGGAUUCUGAUCCGCCUUAAGCCAUUGGGAGGGUGGAGCCGGGGCACGUAUGGAUGGAAGGAAGGGGUGGUGAGGUUGGGGUUGGUAGAGUGGCGGCGGUGGUUUGUCAGGAUGGAAAGAAGUGGCUUUGUGUGUUUGCCCAAAGGUGGAGUCGGGAGUAAAUCUCAAGGAGGACUAGCGGAUUGGGUGUUCAAAUACAAUUUGUACAUUGGUAUCAAGCUUUGCUUCCCGCUUGUGCCUGGCCCGGUUCUAUUGCGUUUUUGGACAGGGGCUGCGUGCUCGGUGGGAACAAAACAAAACUUGAGGGAGUAGCGACAGGUUUAAUUCGGUUUAGCCCUGGACGCUUGGUUUCUCGCUCCAGGGAGGUGGGGUAGGAGUGUCACCCGUUCCUUCUCUCUUGUCUCUUGCGAUGCGGUCCUAAACACGUUGACUCGGAUGUCAACCCCAUUGGCUUUAACGCGUGUUUACUGAGAAGCAAGUCCGACCUUAUUUAGCAGGCCAACUGGCAGCCAACUGUGCGCAGAGGGACAGCCUUAGUCUCUAGCGAUCCUAAUGCAUGGGAUUACAGCUCGAUCUUUGAACUGUUUUCUUGGAAGUCUGGCCGAGAUCCUAGACUCGAAAGAGCCCUUUAAAACCGGCAUAUGAUCCGGUUGCGCAUCUCACUGAGUUCUGUAUGUGUAUAAAACUGCAGCCUUAGAGAGUUGCUUCAAUCCUCGCUACUAGCUACCUUGGUCAGCUCCACGGAACAGGGAUGAAGAAGACCCAAGCUUUCCACAAUAGGAAUUAUAUAUAUAGUGUCAUUUUUAUACACUUCACGCGCACACAAUCCGGAGUUUCAGUUUCUUUAGGAUAGUAGGGUGCGCAACAUUGCGGCAUUUUGAUCAAGAAGUCCUCCCGCAGUGUCUCUGUGUAGACAGGCCGGGGCAGAGAUUCUUUUGGACUUCCCACGCCGUGGUUCUGUAGGAAGGCUUCGGUGACCCUAAUGAGUGCCGUACUGAUGCAAUAGGGAGCCGCUUCCCGCAGGCCUAAGGCGGGGUGUAUAUCCCCCUAUAUAUAAUAAUUACAAUUAUUAUUAUUACUUUGCACCCAAGGCCGAGGCAGUAGGGAGAAAUUUUCCCAAAGUAGGGCAUGUGGUCUCCCGUAUUGUAAAAGAGGAGGAUCUGGGUCCAUUGCUUUCCUGCAGGAAAAAAAGGAAGCAGAGUCUGGGACGAGCUACCACACCCUGAGUUAGCAUUUUACCACCCACCCACCCUCCACUAGCGACUACCAUUUUAAAUCACAGCUCUGGACUCGCUUCUCUUAUUACGCGGGAGAGGAACGUGAUUAUCUAACCAGAGAUAGAUACAGACUCGAAGAAAGAGCGCCUGCUCUCCUUUCAGUUCUAUGGUCAAAAUACAAUCCAGUCCCUAGUGAUGUCCGUUUGGUCUCCCUCUCUUUUGACGUAACUUAUCUUGUGGGGAUGACGAUUCCCCCAUAAGCAAUUCGGGGGAGUCCAAUUUGGGAGAGGGAGUAAUUAGUCCAGAGCAAUAGGAAUAUGCCCUGGUGUGGUUGAGAAAGUGGGGGUUGUUUAUUUGUUCUAGAUCCCUUUGUCCGCAAUUCUUCGCCAUAGCAGCUAUUAAAUUUAACUCGUGGUCUGGCAAUAGAAAACAUACUACGUAGUAUGGUGGUUGUGUCAGUGUGGAGAGGCUUAAGUGGCACAUUCACCUCUGGGUUCAAUCCUGUGCCUUGCUUGCUUCCCACAUCUGAUCCAUAAUUUGCUGGUUGUUCUUCUCUCAUUGUGGGACAACCAACUGGAGUAGAGCAAGGCUGUCGAAGGGACUCCUCGCCUAAGUUCUUUACGAGCCACACUAGAGCUCCUGCUGCGCUCUUCCUUUCCUCCCCGGUUCCAAGUAGCCCGUCUCUCUCUACCGCCUGGGUAAAUUGCCCUUCUUUCGCAGUCAGUUGUUACUACUGCCCGAAGGCUGCCUUGUCCAAAGCAAACCCCAUUGGUGGUGGGGGAGGGGGAUAUGUAAUAAAACCAGGCGACAGCAAGAACGCCCCUCCUCCUCCUCCUCCUCUGACCCUUGGGAUUCAACGGACGACUGACCCCAUUCUAGAAGACUAGCCUAGCCGGGUUUGGCUUUUGCAGCCCAAAUACACCAGAGUCUGAGAGCAUCCUGAACACUCAUUCGGCUGCAAUCCUAACCCGGCUUGCCCGGGAGUAAACCCCACUGAAUUAAACCGGACUUUGAGUAGCUGUGGUUUUAGGAUUACAGCCCGGGACGUUAAUGGUGGCCCGUCGUUAAAUACGUGGUGCCUUAGAUGUGUGUUUGUGUGAGAGCAAAGAGGGAGGACGGGAAUGGGCUAAAAGGUCGAUCAGUGAGAAACGACCAGGACAAACUUCACAAAAGGAUGUCUCUGUCCAAACGUUUUAGUUACUACUGCUAGUAUGGGCCUCCUUUCUAAUCGUUUCUUGCAGCGAAAGCUGCUAGGAUACCUUCUGCAUUAUUAUUAUUUUUUUUAAAUCUGUUGUAUAAUUGCUUAAUUCACUCCUCUCCUCUUUAUUUGUCCACCUGAUCCUUGCGGGGCCAUGGGAGGGGAGCCGCUGUUUAUUUUAGGCACCCCCUCCGCUUGGAGAAAUGAUUGGUGGAUUUUUGAACUCGCUGAUCUGUGUGUGGCGGAGGCUAAGCCAAGGCCCUUCUCCUAAGGCGUCGAUUCCUCUGGUCAGUGGUCCUUAUGAAUGGGUUGUAGGGAGAUAGUGAUGGUUCCAUAAGUGUGUAGACGGCGCCUUAAGGGUCAGUAUUAGCAAAGCAAAACAAAUCCCUGCCCCGAAGAAUACACAUUUCUUUUGUCAGGAGUCAGGAAGGAAAGACCCGGGAUUUGAAAUCGUGAGUGACGGGUAAGAAUUGCUUCCAUCUUAACAGCAUUCUUCUUCCCCAUUCCUGGCCACACCCAAGUUUCCUUUCCGCUGUGCCGCAUUAGAACAGCAAAAGGAGCAGGAAAUUUCUGGAUAGGGGUGCGCAAAAGAAAAAAGCACCAGCAUUGCUUUCAACAGCAUGGUUUGUUUUUUACAGUGCGGGGGCGAAAAUAAAGAGGUUGGUAGGAUUUAGGAGAACUUUGUUCUUGUCUAAUUAAAAAAAAAAAAAAUCACAAAAGCCUAUUAAAAAUCCUGCCCACAUGACGAAAGGGGUCAAAGGCGUAACGGAGUUAAUCCAAGAAAUGGUUAGGUGAAAUUCAAAGCGCGUACAAAAGUGAGAGUACUCGAAAUUUCAAAUUUCCCUGCCGAAUGUUGGAGCUGCCGAACAUUCCAGCAACAAGGGUGGAGUUGGAGAGGGGAGCGUGGGAGGGGCAAGGCCUCCAAUGGGGACUGGCGCUUUCUCUUUCCAGUGGCGCCCCAUUUGGCGAGUGUCCCUCCUAUUGAUUAGAGACGCCUUCUUCAAUAGGGCGGCUCUUCCCAAAUCGUGUGUGUGCGCUCGUUUGUUCCCCUUUCCUCUUCUUCCCUAUAUUGAUCUUACAUCUUGAUUGAUUGAACGACAUCCUGCUUAUUAACCCCCAGGUCCACGCAGUGGCAACGUAUUCAAAAAGCGCAAUUGAAAUGUCUGCUAGGCGAUUCACACCAAGCAAUGGGCGUAAAAGCAGCAGCAACAAACUUGAGUGUCACACCGAAAAAACCUGACGAUUGCGUUUGGUUGCUUACAAUUCAAAAGCCUGCACAAAAACACACACAGAGAGAUUUUUAUUUUUUUAAAAGAAGUAAAAGCAUGGUCGCCUUGUGGAACACAGUAAAUUAGGCAGCCUUGGAGCAACAAUUCGUUAUUUUCCAUUUGUCAGUCCAGAAGCCCAGAGUUAUCCUUUAUUAGGGUGGCAGGUGAGGAGCGAGGAAGGAUGUUAGAGUUUCCAAAUUCAGAUGGGGGAAAACUUUCAACUGUUCACGCUGGGCAGCUAUGUAGGGUACAUACUUAAAAAGCAAUGUAGUGACUCUGGAAAAAGAAGGUGUUGGGUGUUUCUUUCUCCUAUUUUUUCCUAUCCCCAAAGAUUUCCGGUCAUAAUUAAGUCAUGGCCAUUAGUAUAGAUGGCUUCUUAAGAGGAUUAGACAAAUUCAUGGAUAUGGCUGUUAGUCAUCAUAGCUAAGGGCCACUUCACAAUGAUGUUAUUCCUGCAUGGAGAUAAUUGUGCAGGAAAGCGGGCAGAGAAACAAGAUCAUGUUUGCAAAGUGCAGAGCCAAUGUUUAUCGUAAGAGUUCAUUUUAGCAUAAGAGCAGAUUAUGGAGGGAUAUCUCGGGGAAGAUGUGUGUAAAGUCCCACUGAGAAUGGAACCUCCAGAGCCAAAAGCAGUCUACCUCUGGCUAACUGAUGGGGCACAGUGGAGCAAACAAGAGGCGAACCUAUUGCCAUCAUAACUAGUUUGUGAGCCUUCCAGCGGCUUGCUGCUGUCAAAGACAGAAUGCUGGACUAGAUAGGCCUUUAGUAGUUUAUUUAGGAAUUGUUUAUUUAAAAUAUAUAUACCUCACUUCAGUUGCAGAGAAUCAUGAGGUGACUAACAGACAGACAGACAAACAAACAAAAGAACACCAACAAAUAAGAUUAUUAUUAUUAUUGCUGCUGCUGUUGUUACUACUGCCGGUGGCAUUAUUUAUAUAUUACAACUGUUCUAUCAAGGUCCCUGCACUCAAGAUGUUUCCAAUCUAAAUUCUGACAGUGGUGGAGACAUUAAUGAGAAAGGAAGGAGAAGAGAGGCAGAGACAAAAAAAACAAGCAAAACACGAGCAAGGGAGAAAUCUGAGCAGAUGCACUUAGACCUGCACUUAGGCUCGGCUACAGCAGGAAAGCACUGAACUCAUUCAGCGUUGUGAUAAACCGACAUACAAAGUAAUGUAUAUAAAAUACAGUCGGAGAUUCUGCUUUGUUAGACUGUUGCCGUAAGCACUUAGUUAUCUCAGUCUGAAAGCCAGAUGUGCUUAUUCUCCAAAUCAAAUUUUCGUGUUCCGUUUAAUUCACUUUCUCCAGCUGGAGUUCUUUGAGCAGGAAGGAUCAGCACAUAUAUUAUGUGGGAAGAGGGAAUGUAGACCACACCCUGAACAGCCCAGUAGCCAGGCAAUGGUGGAUGCUGAAUUUGUAGCCCUGUUAGCAGGGCCUCGUAGUGGGACACAGUACCCCCCUCUCCCCUUAACCUCUGCAAGAGACAUCCCUCAUUCUAGCAUGAAAGCGGAGCAUCUCUUUCGGACUUUUGUCCCACAUGUAUGUCAGCAGCGCACUUUUAUACUACUAAAGGGAGCUGGUUAUUUGUUUGAUUUAAAUGUCUCUUAAAUGUGCUUCACCAAGCGAUUCCAAGGCAGUUUAUAAAAGCGUGGUUGAGAUUAUUCGGACAACAUAAACAAUGCAAUAUUGAAACCAACGAUCAUGCAUAAGAAUACAGAGCAAUAUUAGAGGCAAAUAGAAAUAAACUAAAGGGCAGAGUAAAGGGUAUUUUUCAAGUGCACCCAAGGAGAGAAAGGUCAGUGCUGGCAUAAGAGAGCCCAGCAGUGGCUUCUUGUGGCUGCAGUUAUAGCUCACAUAAACGACAUGAAAUAAUUCCAGUCCAAAUUAGGCUAGGAGAAAACCUUUAGUAGAACAACCAAAAUUUCAUAAAAUAGGGUGCAAGCUUUCGCUACACUCAAUGCAUACCUAGUGAAGGGUGGGCCAAAUUGCAUUUCAUUUUUUUUGGGGGGGGGGGACCCAGUAGUAGCCAAGUUAGCCUCUUCCAUCAUCAUUUCAAAAAGAUUCUUUACCCGAGUUCCAUUUCAUUUCUCCCCAGGUUUAUGUAGCCAGAUCUGUCUUCUUCCCUAAAAUACAUUUUUAACAACCUAACGAUGCUCCCGAACAUCAUUUUUCCUCUUCCCUCUUCUUCCCCAUCAGAAAGAAUGUGGUAGAAAAGGAAACAUUGCUUGUAUAUUUUUGAAGAUAAAUUUAUCUUUCCUUUAUGAAUCCUAUUAUGAUUGUUUCGGCUUUUUGCAUUUAACUCUUAUUCAUUUUAAUGUUAUUCUUGUCAAGAUAAUUUAAAACUCUGAGAUAUAUAUUUAAAAAAUCAAAGCUUUCUUUUACGUUUUAAGAAGCUGGUUGGCAAUGUUAACCCGGAUCAGUGUCCUAUAGUGCAAUCCUAUGUAUGUUUACUCAGAAGUAAAUCCUGCGGAACUCAGUGUGGUUUGUCCCCUGGUAAAUGGGGUUAGGUUUGCAGCCUUUAAGUUCCAUGGCACUGCCUGUUAGCUAAGUACAGGUAGCAGCCUAAAAUCCUCAGUCAGUAGGAGAACAACAUAGCAAAUGGGAGACUGAAGAGAAAAUGAGGCAGGAUCUGAAAGAUUCUGAUUUGUAUUACAAGCCUCUGUACACAUCCUCUUUCUGGUGUCAAAAACACUACCUGGGCAUCAAGUUCAACACAAAAAUAAGACGGAAUAUACAAUAAUUAUUUGCUUUAUGGUGUGGCUGUGUAUCUUGUGGGGUUGAAGUGUUUCAGCCACUAGUAUAUAAGUUAGGUAAACAUCUAUUUAAACUUGUAUUUCUAUGGUUUCCUUGUUUAAUAUGACUAGCUCAUGGAAUGAAUAUAUAUAUAUAUAUAUAUAUAUAUAUAUAUAUAUAAUGUCUUAAUGAUAGGGGCUGAUGCAUUUUUAAUGCCUGUACUCUUUGUGCUCUUUUGUUGUCGUCUAAAUUAACAUUUUGAUGACCAUGGGUUUCUUUCUCCCUUCAUCUAGCAUUUUAGAGAUUGCUGCAUUGUGGGGCUAAUAAUAGCCGAUGUAUAUGGCCUUCUUCAGAAAUAUAUAAUGUUGACAAAUGCUAGAUGGUGCAAAAGCAGCUAGAAUUACAUUCCCAGUGGCCUUGUAUAAUAUAUACCCUUAGCAAAUGGCCUAGCUGCUUCUGGGAUCUGGCAUCCAGAUACAAUUUUAAGGAAACAGCAAGGUUCCUAGAAUCCUAGAAAUACAAGGAGCCUGAAAAGCCUUUGUAAUCAUUUCCACCCCCACCCCCUGCAAGGGUAUAAAAGGUGUUUAUGAUUUAUAAUAUCUCAUUGUUCCCCACAACAACCCUGUAAGGCAGGUUGGAAAGAGGUGUAAGUCAGCUGCUGAUAGGUGAGUGAGGAACUGACUCCCCUCAGUGCCCUUGUCUAGUAGUAGUAAUAAUAAUAAUUUAUUAUUUAUUAUUUAUAUGCUGCCCAUCUGACUGGGUUGCCUCAGCCACUCUCAGCAGCUCCCAACAGAAUAUUAAAAACACAACAAAACAUCAUACAUUAAAAACUUCCCUAUACAGAGCUGCCUUCAGAUGUCUUCUAAAAAUCAGAUAGUUGUUUAUUUCCUUGACAUCUGAUGGGAGGGCGUUCCACAGGGCGGGCGCCACUACCAAGAAGGUUCUCUGUCUGGUUCCCUGUAACAUCACUUCUUGCAGUGAAGGAACUGCCAGAAGGCCCUCGGAGCUGGACCUCAGUGUCCGGGCUGAACGAUGGCGGUGGAGAUGCUCAUUCAGGUAUAUAGGGCUGAGGCUGUUUAGGGCUUUAAAGGUCAGUAUUGCAUUUGCUCAUGCCCAGAGCCCAGCAUGGUGUGUGUGUGUUUAAUGAGGUGGGAGUUAAGAGCCUAGAGGAGGGACACCACACUGUGAAACAGCAAAAACCAAAACACAAGUAGUCUAAUGGGUUGCACUAAAAGUUAAUUAUGUAACUCUAAUUCUUAAAAACUAGAAAAUAAAUGCUAGAUGCAGGGCAGACAUUCAUGUGAAUAUUUGUAUUGGCCAGAACAUUGGAAGCAGGGAUUAGUAAGGGCAUGUGUACCCUAUGAUCUGCAUUGGGGAGAUAUUUACUUCACUCCUAUGAUUAAUGGAAACUAAGCGUUCAAAGAGGGACGCGGGUGGCGCUGUGGGUUAAACCACAGAGCCUAGGACUUGCCGAUCAGAAGGUCGGCGGUUCGAUUUCCCACAACAGUGUGAGCUCCCAUUGUUUGGUCCCUGCUCCUGCCAACCUAGCAGUUCGAAAGCAUGUCAAAGUGCAAGUAGAUAAAUAGUUACCGCUCGGGCGGGAAGGUAAACAGCGUUUCCGUGUGCUGCUCUAGUUCGCCAGAAGCGGCUUAGUCAUGCUGGCCACAUGACCCAGAAGCUGUACACCGGCCCCCUCGGCCAGUAAAGCGAGAUGAGCAUCGCAAGCCCAGAGUCGGUCACGACUGGACCUAAUGGUCAGGGAUCCCUUUACCUUUAAGCGUUCAAAGAAGGGGCUGGUAUAUCCCAUAGGAAGCUGUGUCCCAGCAUCUUCCACAAGGCUGCAGGCAAACUUCUCCACCUCCCCAAAUCGAGGCUGGAGCUUCUGUGGCUAAACAGAAACAAACACACACAUUUGUGUGGAAAUCUACUUGCCUGUACCUACCCACCUCUAGAGAGCAGCCUGUUAUCAACCAAGUAAUAAUACUGGAGAACAAGGGAAGCCAGGGAGUCCCAUGCCAGAGCACUCUAUCAAGCAAACAGACAUUUAAUAAAACCUGCAAGAGCAGCAUGCUCUGCACACUGCAAAGUGAAAAAUCCUUUCCUACUGGGGAUGCUGCGUACUCUGAGCUGGGCACAAGUUGUUUCCCCAAUUUAUCAUGUUGAAAGUGUUCAACAAGUUUUGGUGCUAACCCUUAGAACACUAAACGACCUUGGCCCGGUAUACCUGAAGGAGUGUCUGCACCCCCAUCGUUCAGCCUAGACACUGAGAUCCAGAUACAAGGGCCUCACUGUGAGAAGUGAGGUUACAGGAAACCAGGCAGAGGGCCUUCUUGGUAGUGGUGCCUUCCCUGUAGAACACCCUCCCUUCAGAUGUCAAGGAGAUAAAGAAUUGCACAUCUUUUAGAAGACAUCUGAAGGCAGCCCUGUAUCGGGAGGUUCUUAAUGCUUGAUGUUUUUACUAUGUUUUUAGAUAUGCUGUUAGCUGCCCAGAGUGGCUGGAGAAGCCCAGAUGGGCAGGGUAUAAAUAAUAAAAUUGUUGUUGUUGUUAGUAGUAGUAGCAGCAUCAGGAGUAGUAACUAUACAACCUUUAGAAGACAUCUGAAGGCAGCCAUGUGUAGGGAAGUUUUUAAUGUUUGAUGUUUUAUUGUGUUUUUAAUAUUCUGUUAGGAGCUGCCCUGUGUGGCUGCGGCAACCCAGUCAGAUGGGCAGCAGAAUAAUAAUAAUAAUAAUAAUAAUAAUAAUAAUAAUAAUAAUAGCAUUUAGUUGUCCUGAGCCUGAAAGCUGAGUUUGCAUCUCUCCAUCAUCACCACUAUGUCUUCCAUUUAUGUCAAGGUUAAUGAACCUCCAUAUGUUGUUGGUUCUCCAACUCCCAUCAGCUCCUCCCAGCAUGGCCGAUGAUGAGAGUCUUAAGUCCUGCAACAUUUGAAGGGACAAAUAUUCCGUAAGCUUGAUCAAUAUUUUCUCUUCAGACGUGUGCCUAGGUGUUGGAAAAACCACCCCCCCUCCAACAGGUUCAGGCCCUGGGGUAGGGCACACACACACACACAAAAUCACUUAUCAGACUAACGAGUGCGUGACAUAUAUUUGUGUGGCAACACACCACUGCUGUUGCGGCAAUAUCAAACACAGGAGAAGCUUCCCAUCCUUUUCACAUUGCAGCACAAAUGUGUGCAAAUGCAUUCUUCCUCCUCACCUCGUCCGCACUGGGGACAAUUUGAUUACUUGGGUCAAGUAAAAUGUAGUAAUUUCUAAUGUGGUUAUUGUGGAAAAGUGAUUUUUUUUCCUGCAAGGGGCUGUGGGGCACUGAUACAUCUCCUAGCCAAGGGCACAAGGGAGCCUAAGUACACCUCUGUCUAUCAAACAGCUUAGGAUGCUAGGUAGAGUACUUAUUCUACUGAAACAAACCUGUAAAGUAAGGUAUGAACGGUUAGUUCAAAGCUGAGUUCCAGGUCUACUCAGUGAAUCUUGCCCAUUGGUUCGUGGGCUUCUCCAACAGAAAAUAUAGUGGUACCUCUGGUUACGUACUUAAUUCGUUCCGGAGGUCCAUUCUUAACCUGAAACUGUUCUUAACCUGAAGCACCACUUUAGCUAAUGGGGCCUCCCACUGCUGCCGCGCCACCGCCACACGAUUUCUGUUCUCAUCCUGAAGCAAAGUUCUUAACCCGAGGUACUAUUUCUGGGUUAGCGGAGCAUAUAACCUGAAGCAUAUGUAACCUGAAGCGUAUGUAACCCGAGGUACCACUGUAAUUCAGAAUGAAGUCAGAUACAGUGGAAGCAUUCUUAGAUCAUUUUAGCAGAAAUGGUCCCAGAGAAAUCAAGGGGUUUAGAGUAAACUGAAUUGAAAGACGUCAUGAUUAGUGAAUGAGGCCCCAAUUUUGCAACUUAUUUAAGAUAGUGAUAAAAUAAAGGAUUGUUUCUUCCCAGUACAGUUUCUUCCCAGUACAGCAUUUCCCUAAAAAAACCCUAAUGUAUAUAUAUUUGUUUCACAGAAAAAUAAAAUUGAAUAUAUAGCCAGAAGAGUACACCUUUCCUUUUAAGCUUUAGUUGCUAUAUUUAAACAUGGCAAAAUAUUACAUCAUCAUAAUUACUCUUAUGCCUGAAAUUUUCCUUAUAACUACUCAUUUUUUAAAAAAUGAAAUCAAAAGCCAAGAUUUCACACAAGUCUGGGCAUUUAACUAAAACUGAGCAGUUUAAAAAAAUUAUUGCACUGAUUUAUGUGUCCUCUUUUAUUACCACACGCAUAUUUUGAUGCUUUGAUAAGCAUAUCUCUAGCCAUGCGACCCUAUACAUGCCUGCUUAGAUCCAGUGAGUUCAGUGGGGCUUAUUCUCAGGUAAGUGAGUGUAGAAUGGCAACCUUAAACUGAAAUCUUAUGUUUACUGUCUUGGGCGUAAGCCCAAUUGAACACAAUGGGUUUACUUUUGAGUAAGCAUGCAUAGCAUUGCAUUGCACUUUAAAUAAGUACUAUUAAAUAUAUAUUUAUAGGUCAAUAAAAAAAUAUGGUGUAAAUCCACCGUUGACGGAGAAGUACAACAUGUUUAAUUAGUUGCAUGGAAUUUCUCCCCCUCCCCAAAUGUGUGUGUAUGUGUAUCACAUAGGCACAACCUACAUACAUGAAUAGCUUUAAGCACAAGUGUGGUUAUAGUCACUUCACUAUAAUGAUGCACAUUUGCACGAUUGCAGAAAAUGCUUACAUAGAAUUAUGGCCUUCUUUAUCUAAUAUCCGCUAAGUACAUAUGCUACUCCUUGCUGGAGCCUUAGAUCCUGCCAGUGCUAAGCAGUUCUGUCUAAACAUUGUUUGUGCCCUGACCUCACAUACACACAAUAUAUGAUUCUCUCCUCACGGAGGCUUCACAUUACUCUUUCUCUAAAGUUUCAGGUGUUUAAGUCUUGGCAAUCCUGUUUAAACUGCAUGGCUAUAAAGGAAGCCAUUGUGCGGGAAGAAUUUCCAGGGAUAAAUUGCUCUCUGUAAGGAAAGUAGACCCAAUUUCUCAGUGUAAUCCAAGAAAAGAAAAUGUUCCGGCUAGUUCUUCUCAUAACAGGACAGGCCACAUAAUGUGGGAGGGAUGCUUGGGCCUUCAGAUGUUGCUGAACUGCAAAUCCCAUCAUCCCUAGCCACAGGAAGUUCUUGAUGGGGCUGAUGGGAGUUGAAGUUCAGCAACAUCUGGAGGGCCACAUAUCUGGGCUCCACCUACGUGUUCUGGCCUUAAAGUUUUUCCUCUACUCUUCAGUAUGAUUGGCAGUUCAAAAUGAAACCUAAAGUACUUGCCUUUAAGGUGUGCUAGCCCCAUUAGCGUCAAUGGGAUAAAACAGCCUUAAGUCAAAUUCUGUUGGUUUAGCCACCCUCUAUCAGUGGUGGAGUGACACUGUGGGUUAAACCACAGAGCCUAGGAUUUGCCGAUCAGAAGGUCAGCGGUUUGAAUCCCUGUGAUGGGGUGAGCUCCCAUUGCUCAGUCCCUGCUCCUGCCAACCUAGCAGUUCGAAAGCACGUCAAAGUGCAAGUAGAUAAAUAGGUACCGCUCUGGCAGGAAGGUAAACGGUGUUUCCGUGCGCUGCUCUGGAUCGCCAGAAGCGGCUUAGUCAUGCUGGCCACAUGACUAAGCUGUACGCCGGCUCCCUCGGCCAAUAAAGCGAGAUGAGCGCCGCAGCCCCAGAGUGGGUUACGACUGGACCUAAUGGUCAGGGGUCAGUGGUGGACAGCUAUGCGAGUGCAAUUUUUAAAAAGAACUAUAUUUAGGAAAUAUAUUAAAGAGCAUAUUGCUCCUGGCUCUUUACACUUAACUUCUGUUUUUGCAGUCUUGAUUUAGGCACAGUUCUCACUGACCUCAGCAAAGGCUGCAAGAUCAGACCAUAAUCGGUAUUCAAUAGCCUACACACGCCGAGUGCAGAUUUGUCAUAAACAACAGCUUGUAUAUGCAGCUUAGCAAUACAGCUUUGGCGCAGAAGCCGUGUUUUCCUUGGGGGCCAAUCCAGCUUCCCUUCUACAUCCAACAACACUUCCCAUUGAUUUCGAAAGGGAUUUUAGUUUGCACCAAAUGUUCAUGUGCAGAUUUUGUAUCAAAACCAUUCCUGUAAUAAACUUCUCAUGUUCCUGAUGCUGGCAAAGCUUUUAUUUAGAAUAAAAGGAACAGAAACCAACUCCUUGCACAUUAGCAUUGUUUACUGUGCUGCAAGAAAAAAUAGCAAAGAAACUUAAAAUGAGCACGCAUCAAUCCGCACCUUUGCAUUUUUAAAGGCUGCGUGCAUGUCCUUUAUUAUAACAUACUGGCUGCAAAUCAGUGUACAUUUUUUUGAGAGUAAACUCCACUAAAUUUAGUGGGACUAGUUUCCGCGUCAGUAUGUCUAAGAUUAGGUUCUACAUUGUAAAACCAAGCGAAAUAUUACAUGACACCAAUGUGCUCUUCUAAUUUAUAUAUUGACCCUUGUAUGCCCACUAAAACAAAUUCAAAUAUUUAAAUGCAUAAGUACCAACAAGAUCAAUCUUAGUACAAAUAAUGCGUGUAUCCGCAAGUCUAUGAAGUAAUUGUUUCAUUAUUUAACCAUCCUUCAGUAUUGGUAGCUUUGAAUACAGAUAAGAACUGUUCAAAGAAUCCUUGAGAACUAGAAUUGUCAACACAAUAUUCAAAAUAGCCUGGAAUUAGAGACAAUGAGCGCCGUUACUAACUACCAGGAUAUAUUCGAAACUCAAUUAUGGAAGGACCACUAUAUUUCGAUCACCACGUAGUUCUGAAUUCAGCAUGCAUUCCAUAUGUUCCCAGCAAAGCCUUUCCAUAUAUGUAAGCCUUUAGUUGUUGUGAUGCUUCCCAGGCCUUUCAAAGAAAUGUCUCUGCACAGGUAAUUUCUUUUUAGAUGUAUACUUAAGAUUAAAAUGUUCAGCCUGAGUUCAAUAAAAGGGUGUAUCAUAUAGGUAUGUUCAGUGGGGAGCCAACAUUGGCUACAUCUCCCUUGGUAAAUGUAUACAGUACUCGGCAGCAAACCCAAGUUUGCUCCUUUGGUAUGUGUGAAAUGACUCUGAGUUUGUCCCAUGUUCAAAAUCAGUUAGCCAUAUUAAUGCAGUAGAAGAAAUUACGGGAAACUGCACUUUACAGAGUAAUGUAUGAAAAAUACUUGUCUCAGAUGACCUGCAAGACAGAGUGCAGAUAGCUCAGGAUAAUGUUCUUGGAAGGCUCAGGGAGGACACCAGUCAGAAAGCUGGUUAAGAACUUCUGUUUGUCUUAAACAAGAACAUAAAAGUAACAGGGAACACCUGACUCCACCCAACUAUAGCUAAGUCCAGAGCCACCUAGUGACUAAGCUGUAUAAUGACACUAUCCACCACCUUCCCCAACCUUUUGUUUAAAUAAACAAUACAAUAAAUCAGCACCUCUGAAAUAUCUGGUAAUUCAGGGGUUCAGCCACUCAUCUCUAAAUUCUGGAGGUUUCUGAAUAUCUUGGCUGGACUGAGCAAUGAUCUGAGUAGUAGCAUUGCUGUUAGUCUUAAAAGAUGGCUCAGGUAGCAUCUCAGUAGAUUAAUUUGGGGUUUCAGGUACUUCUUGGGCAUUUGGCAACUGCACCUUUUUGGGAAUAGGAAACUGUCAGAUUCUUUUAAGCAUUCCACAUGUGGGCGCAAGAAACAGGGUAUUUCAUUUGUUCUGUGUACAGUAGCCGGAGUUUGCCAUCAGAUUUGACAAAGACUCUUCCUCCUGACUCUAAAUGUGGUUGUUCUCAUUCAUAACCACUCCUAAAUUAGAAAAAUGAAGUUGUGACAGUCCCCAGAUCCUUCUCUGUGGCUGAAAUUGGUGGUCAGAUUUUUCUCCUUAUUGACAAUUCUUCUGUGCUUUAUCCAGUAGCCACCAGUGGUGCUGACCUGCACCUUAAAACUGCAAUAUACGGGUGAUUGUCUAGAGAUUUGAUUUGCAGUCUGCACUGUUCUCUCUGCCUCACCAUUUGCAUGACAGUAGCAGGGGAUAGUGGUCAUAUGAUUAAAGGUGUAAGAUGUCUGGAACGACUAGGAUUCUGUAUGGCAAACUGGAUUGAAGUGUUGGUCACAUGCAUCAUGUAUGCCUAAGUGAACAGUUGUGCAACAUUGCUGUGACAGGUAAUAUCAGGCACAGGAAGCAUCUCAGGACAUACAAAAGUGUGGUCCAUGACAAUUGUGUCAAUCUCUCAAUCCAUACAGGUCAGCCACUAGCCUUUUCCAAAGUCUAUUGGAUAAGGGUAUUGUGAUAAUGGUUCUUCCCAUGCUGCUGACCUAAUUCUUCUGCAGUAUUUACAGGAUAAGAUUUUCCUUGUUGUGUCAUUUCUAUCACCAGACCACCAGACUGUCUACUUGGCUUACUUGUAGCAUUUGAUUAGACCUAGAUGGUCUGUUAUUUCUUUCCUGAUAAUUUAUGGUGUAACAAUACAGUUCCUUUUUGUUGUUAGGCCUGUCAGUUCACUCAGUUGUCCAUAGUCAGCACAGUUUCUAGUAAUCUCUGAAACACUGAGAAGCCUAUCCUGAUCUGAUGUCAUGUGAGACUUCUUGAAGGUCUGAAACUACAUCAAUGGCUACUUGUAUCUGAUUAAGCCUAUUUUCAGAUGUUGAUAAAGAGGUGGGCACCACACGUUCACCUAACCUGUAAGCAUCUACUUGAAUUGUGAGGUUUUAUGGUAGGAUGUCUGCUAUGAACCCUUCUCUGGGUUUGCUUUUGUCCCAUCCUGCAUGGGUAGUGUUCUAAAUACUCUAUUUCAUCUUUAUGAAUAACAUGCUUCUCAUUUACCUUGAGUCCAGAUUCAUGGAUCCUUUUCAAGCCAAUGGUCAACAUUUUGUCAUGCCUUCUCACUGGUGUGCCAUGAAUUAAGAUGUCAGUCAAGAAGACAAUGACUCCUUUUAUGUCUCUGAGGAGUUCUGUCAUCUUCCUUUGAAAGAAUCUUGAAGCACUUUUGAUUCCAAAUGGCAGGCAUUGAAAGCAAAGUCUCCCAGAGGGUGUGAUAAACAUAGUCAAUUUAGCACUCUGGUUUGUCAAAGGAAAAGAUUUGGAAAAUCUUACCACUUUUGAGAAAAGACUGGUUGGAAGUGCUCCCCCCCCCCCGACUACAACUUCAUUACUUUUUAAAAGAUCUACACAGAUUUACAUUCCCCUCAUUUCUUGAUGUUUGGAACCAUUGGUAAAUGAUGUAGAGUUGGUAAUUUCUUUAAUGAUGUCAUGUUUGUUCAUCCUUCCCACCUCCACACACCUUAUGGAAUAAGGAAAUGGGGAUGCCGUGGGUUGCUUUUCUGCAGGAUCACCUCUUGGUAGACCAGAGGUUUUCAACCAUUUUGAGUCCACGGCUCCCUUGACCAACUACAUUCUUUCUGCAGCACUCCUGGAGGGCAAAGGAGCCCAGUUAUGUCACCCCUUACCUGCAGAGCUGGCAGCCCCUCACCCCUUUUCAAACACCCUCUCUUGUGGAGUGUUCCCUCAGCCUCCUCUCCUCUCCCCUCUCUUGGGAGUCCCCUGCAAAGCCACUGCUGCUGCCCCUGGUCUCUGAGACACUGCCACCCCAAAAAGAGGUGUCUCCUCGCAGUGCCCCACAGAAGCCUGGGAAGCACCCCCUGAUUAUAUCACUGUUUUCAUUAGUCUCAGUCUUGGAGCCUCUCCAUAACUGAUGUGAUUAUCCAGCUUAGGAACUUGUAGUACAUAUACAAUAAACAAAAACUGCUCCUGAGUCGACUUUGAAAUUAAUAGUUAACUUUAUUCUCUAAGGAGGGACAAUGUCUUCAUAAAAUGUGGUACCUAAAUUGUUGUCUGCCUCUGUUGUUUUGCUUUUGGGGCCAUCUGGAUAUGACACAUGAUAGCAAAAUGCCUGCUUUGAAUAUCACCUGCAAGAAACUUAGGAAGCUGCCUUAAAGCAGCUCAAACCAAUGGUCCAUCUAGUACAGUUUUGCCUACAGUGAUUGGCUGUGGCAAUUCAUGGUUUCAGACAGAGAGAUGUUACUUAGAGAUGCUGAGGAUUGAACCUGAGACCUUCUAGCUGCAAAAGUGAUGCUGUACCACUGAACUACGGCACUGCAGUGUGCUCCUUGAGCCAGACAAAGCCUUCUAAUCGAUGAGUCUUUCUACAUCUUCUGCAUGCAGUCUGAAAGGGUAGGACUUUUUGCUGCAGGAUGCUUUAAAAAUGUAUGGACUUCUUUUUAAAGGCUUCCUUCUCUGUGGCUUCUGUCAGGACUAUCCUUUUCAAAAUGGCUGCUGUGAUGGUUUCUGGUGUUUUGUGGAGCGGAGGUUAGUUACCUCUUCCCAGUCGCUCACAAGUUUUCUGUGUUCCCUGGUUUGGGCUUUGAUCAACUCAGACUGCCUUGCUUUCUCUUAUUCUUUAGGACUUUGUGAAGUGCUUCCACUCUUUCAGAAAGGACUCUAAAGAAUUCCAAGUACAAAUCUCUUUUCAUCAGCCAGCUCACAGAAUUCACCCUGUUCAUAAUUCAUGCACAGCCCUAACAAACGACUCAGCAGUUUCUCCUGCCUACUAAGCUCUUUGGUUAGGAUGGUUGCAUAGGUAUUGCCGAAAGAGAGGCGAUGCACCAUCAAAAGAGGGAACACAGAUCUGCCUAACAAUUGGCAUAUGCUAAUAAUAUAUAUGCGAUGUCCAAGGACUGUCAGUUGAGGGGCUCCUUCAUGGCCCUUGCUCUCCCUUCUUAGGAUUCUUUAUCUUUAAACUAGAUUUGGAUCAGACAGCUUUCCAAAAAGAGGACUCCUCCCAACAGACCUUCAAGUAGAAGACUGUCACCUUAAAGUAGGACACAUCUCAAAACACAUUCCUUUUGGGGGUCAGAUGAGCAUUCAGCUUGGCCAGACCAUGCUCACCAUUGUGUUUAUGGACCUCUUCAGUGAAGGUUAAGAAUUCAUAAACAUCAUUGGCUUCUUACCCCAUGGCAUAAAGCAGCAGUUCUCAACCUGUGGGUUCCCAGAUGUUGUUGGACUACAACUCCCAUCAUCCCUGAGCUCUGGCCUUGCUAGCUAGGGGUGAUGGGAGUUGUAGUUCAACAACAUCUGGGGACCUACAGGUUGAGAAAGGCCGGCAUAAAGGAAUGAAUGUACCGGCACAAUUCCUUCCCCUUGUAAAGCUUUCGAGCUCAGUGGAAGCAACCAGAUCUUGCUUUUGAUUUAGGCGGCACUGUUGGAUUAUUAAAGCUGUUGGUUCCUAGGGCGGAGAACUCUACAAUUUUCUUCCUUUCGUUGAGAAGCUGUGGGUUUAAAACUUAAAAGCAUGAAACUGCACGGCACUCAGACAGCUAGACAUAUUAGCAACACAAAACUCCAGACUCCACCAAGAUACAACAAAGCCGAGUGCCACAUAGUGUUUUAAACUAUAUAAUGAUGCUGUCCACAUGAUGAUGUGCAAAUGCUGCUAGGUUUGCUUCCAUUUGGGAGGUGGGGUUUAAGGGUUUAAACUGAAGACUUCUCUGAAGAGAAGAGCUUUGGGUAAGUGUCUGUAGGAAAAGAGAGUGGAGGCCCCACCAUGUUGGUGUUUGGAGGAUUUCAGGCAUAAUUGUCAGCAAAGGAGAAAGGUAAUUAAGAGAGCAGGACACUUUUGAGUGCCUAACGGUUGCUGCUAAGGUCAUAGGGACCUAACAUGAUUGUGUAUAUGAAGUCCAAUAAAAGGGAGAAAGCUCAUAGUCGCUGAGAACUAAGCAAGAAAUUUGCUUCCAGGAUCAGGAAUUGAGUUGUUAAAAGUCUCCAAUUAAAGGAGACACUGUGGGUGGGCACAGAAAACCAUAAACGCAGCCGAGGGCGGGGCGCAGAUAGUGGUUUAAAGAAACUCCAUAAGGCUACAUCUAUAUCGCCAAGUUCUAAUGAGCAUAAAAUAAAAUAAAAUGCAUCAAUGAGUUAAUCAUAAAUUUUGCUGCUAGUUUAACUGCAGCUUGCUCGUUCUUAGAGAGUAUUGGAGUGGGAGGAUCUGUAGGAUGGCUUUAAAGUGGGGAAGUCAGAUUUCCAAUGGGAACAAUGCUCCCGGCUGCUGAAAAGUAAGCGCAAUCUAGUAGGUAGAUUUUCUCCCUAUGAAAACCUGUAUAUUCCACCCCACACCCCAUUUGAAAAAAAAUUAGUACAGUCAAUCAGCUAAGAAACAUGGAGGAAAAGAGCAAGAGUCCUAUAAAAGAGAGAUAUCUAAUUUUGGAGACUCCCCCGCCCCCCGGUACAAUAUCUUUCCAUGAGAUCAAAAUGACUCGGCUAUUUCUGAUAUUUUGUGCCAUUAGAGAGAGAGAAACCAGGUUCAUAUUGAGCUUUGAAAAAGGGGGAGAGAAUUCUUUCACAGUGAAUCUCUCUCAGGCAGACUGUACAAAACCAUUUCCGUCUUCUGUAUCUGCUCCAAAACUAAUUGGCAGCAAAUGUUUAUUUGCCACCCCCACCACCACCGCCACUCCACUCUGUAUUAAUUUAUUUCUCUCUAUCUAAAAAGAAAAUGCAACAUACACUAGUUAAGAGUUGAUCUGGCGUAACUAUUGAAAUCCUGUAACUGUGUUUCCUCCGAGUAUUGAAAAAGAUGCUGAUUCAUUAUCUCCCUUGGUAAAUUUAGCCGUCCUUUUAGCAAGAUUUAAAAAAUAAUAUUCACAGAAUUUGUUCACCCUGUUGAGGCCAAAUCAAGCCCAUAGAAGUAGGGGGGGAAAUCUAUAUUGCCAUUUGACGAGGGAAAUGGACUUUUCUAGUGGGAAAUACAAUAAUGUAUAGAGCCAAAUGGAAUUUAAAUGGACAGUCUGUCCAUAAAAUCCACAGAUGGAGAGCACAGCAUUGCAUCAUGUAUGAAUGUUUGCAUAGAAAAUGUAGAAUUUCAGUGACUCAUUUUACAUUAACAGAGAGUAAUGUCUUUAUAAGGACCACAUCUUUCUUUCUCUUUCCUUUUUUCAUCAAGAUAGUUCCUUGGUGGAAAAUCUGUAUUUCAAAAAUGCAUUACUGACAUUACAUUAGAGGAAGAGGGCUUAAAAAAAGAAAAAAGAAAAGUUGAAUGUCAGCAGAUAAGCGCACUGUAACUAGCCAGUGUUCCAAAUAAUGCAUCAUAUUUUGGAAUCUAAAAUGGUAAUGUAGCCUAAUUAUAUUUUAAAGGAAAAUGAAUGAUCACAGAAUUAUACUAAGCACAUGUAGCAGCAGUAUGAUGUCCUUAGCUGCAAUGUGGAACAAGCUUUCUUUAAAUCUAAAAUUAUACAGUUUAGCACCUGCUGUUUUAUUCAGGUGUUGGCUGUUACACACUGUUUUGUCCACAGCAAUAGUAGUCAAUGAGAGCCCACAAAGGGAUUGGAGGACCGCUUCUCUAUCUUUUGUUCUUGUUAUUUAUGGAGGGGGAAAAAAUCCUUUUGGCCAAUUGAUUCCUUGUGAUAUGCGCAGUGAGGCUAAGAAGGAUUUUAUUCUCUUUGCUCUUAACCUUAGAAAAUACCCAAGUACUAAAUUUCCUUUGUUGUCUUAAAAAGCAUGCUGGAUUUUGUAAAAGGGUUUUCUUCUCGCUUCACAGUUGCAUUAUGGCUUUAGCUGAGUUUAAAAUCUUUCUCCUGGAUCAUUUUUUUUGGAGAUUAUAAUUAAAUAUGUGUUAGCAAAUGGGGGAGGGGUGGUUUAACUGACAUAUAAAACCUUGCCCAACUCUGGUCUCCAAUAUACUGUUCAUUCCUACGAUGUUUAAAAUUACCAGUGGAUAUUUGGGACGUGGGUGGCGCUGUGGGUUAAACCACAGAGCCUAGGACUUGCCAAUCAGAAGGUCAGCGGUUCAAAUCCCCGCGAUGGGGUGAGCUCCUGUUGCUCGGUCCCUGCUCCUGCCAACCUAGCAGUUCGAAAGCACAUCAAAGGGCAAGUAGAUAAAUAGGUACCACUCUGGUGGGAAGGUAAACGGCGUUUCCGUGUGCUGCUCUGGUUCGCCAGAAGCAGCUUAGUCAUGCUGGCUGCAUGACCCGGAAUCUGUACACCGGCUCCCUCAGCCAAUAAAGUGAGAUGAGUGCCGCAACCCCAGAUUCGGCUACGACUGGACCUGAUGGUCAGGGGUCCCUUUACCCUUUACCUUUAUGCAGAGAUUGGGUUCCUGGAGAGAUCACAGCCACUUUGCUUCUCCUCUGGUCUUACUUCUGCUGUGCUGCCAUCAGUUAAACCAUGGUUUGUCUUUGUAUGUUGUCUGAACCCACUCCCAUGGUUAGUCUCACUCUGUGACCAAGGUUUGCCCUUGCAUUUAAAGCUCUAUAGGAGACAAACCAUGAGCUUGGGUUAGGACGAUACACUAAGGGAAACCAUGGCUUCGUUCACAUCAGCCCAGGAGGACUCAGACUCAGGGAGAAGCACAGCAGCCUUGAUUUCUUCUCUGGAAAUCCUCAUGCUCAUACAUUUACAUUAUGCCAUCUUGUGGCAUAGUGUUACAUACAAAUCAAUUCAUAGUGCAAAUGGAAAGUACAGAAGUCAUAUGUAUUUGGAGGUGGGGGCUAAUACAAUAUUGGGCAGAUAGGAGAUCAGUGAGAGAGGUAUCAAGAGAACCUUGAUUUCCAUUGCCCUUCUCAAUCAUCCAAAUUAAAAUGUAUACAUAAAGUCUGGCAUUUCCAGGGCAGAAGCAAAAAUGAAACACCACUUGUCAUCACCAUUAUAGGCCCUUGGUUCUCAGACCAGAAGGCGGACUACACGGCAGUUGAUCGAAACACAUUGGUGACAUUUCCUGGUCUACUUUUCAUGCAUAAUUUUGAUUGAUCAAGGAGAGAAAGCUGUGAUAGGCAUUCUCCAAACCAGUGAAGGGUAAGUGAGCAUGUGAGCAAACCACAGGGCAGGCAAUCCUCCCACCCAUGGGUAUAUAAUCCAUGGUUAAACUGGGAGGGGUGUCUGCAACUCAUAAGUGGGGGAUUGCUUGCAAAGAGGUUUAAGUAACUUUUCUUUUUAGAUUUAGGCAGGUUUCCCAUGGCAGACAUGGAUCCUUCUACAUCAUUUAGAAACUGGAAACAAAGAUUACUUAGUUGGGUGUUUUUGGUUUUUUUUCUUUUAAAGGGUGGUGGGAUCUCCACUGCUGAAAUGGAUUCGCCACUUUGUCCCAUGUAGCUUUCUUGCCGAAGUGGGUUCUUUUUGUCAGAUUGACAGGGUGGUUGCCUUCUAAUGGAAUUAGAACUGGUGUUUGUGUGUGAGAGUCAGUAGAAUCAACAAUUGUCGCAGUAGGCUGAAGAAUAUAGAAAAGACAGCUUCUGUAUUUUUAGGAGCUACUCUCUCUUCUCCAUAAAGCUCCAUAAUGAAGCUGGAAUUAUCCACAAUAAGGGCUUCACGCUAAGAAUGGGCAAAUCUGCCAGUUUCAUUUUCUCUCUGUUUCUCAUUUCCCAGUCUUCAGUUCUUCGUAUUUCUCCAUCAGUUUUAGGUUGUUUUUUUUAAAGUUCCCAUGAAAAUUCACCAGCAUCUUAGGGUGAACAUUCUUGUAUGCAAAAUAUUUUCCCUGAACCUAGGGCAUUUUAUAUGUUAUUUUCAUCAAUAUAUGCAUAUGUGCACUUUACCCCAGUAUGUGCACCUUUGUAAGCAUUAUGUUGCUGGAAAACUGCAUUGCAAAAUUCAGAGAAGUACAAAUUUUGAAGGAGGGAUGUGUCUCAGUUUGCAUAUUGUUUCAGAAAAUGAGAAUUAGGCAGAUUUGAUUGUGAUUGUGAAUUGAACCAAAGUUCUCUCCCCAUUGCUACUUCGCAGUAUAUGAAUUGGGAUGUUUUGAGGUUUUUCAGGGGGUGGGUGAAAAUUAAAUUCAUUCCCUUGAUAGAUCCCCCCCACAGAAGCAAAUUGGGGGCAUAUUCUGUGCAGAAUAUGGAUGAGGUAGAAACAGAAAUAUGUAAGAUUCCUUUCCCCCCUGACACAUAUGAGCCGAACUUAGCACAUUUCAAUUAAAUUUAGCAGGAUCAGUGGAUAAAAUUGACUUGAGGGCUGGAUCUGGUCUAUGGCACCAGCUGACCCUCCUUGUUUUAAGGAAUAAUGCUGAUCAAAUUGGGAAGACGGCGUUUUGCUUCAUUUUUAAAGCAUUUUAUUUGUAGCAAGGUAGGGGAUGCCAAAAUCGAUUGGCAUUGAUCUUUUAAUUUUAUUCUGUGAUUUCUUCAUUUCUGUUUAGAACCCCUGCAUACUGCUCUGCAACAAAAGAUAAAUAUUGGCUCUUCAGCUUGACUCAGGAAAAUGGGCUGUGCUAUUCUCCUGACAUAUUAUGCUUCUCCAAUUAAGUCUAGUGGGUGCUUUGACCAGAAAGUUCAGUUUGAUCGAAGUUUUGAGGCUCAUUCAGACCAUUGAUUUCUUUCCAGCUGGUUAUGAUUUUGAAUGAUGAGGAAGUGGGCUUGCUAAAGGUAAUGACUGCCGAACUUUGGAUUAGACCAGACACCUUAUCAGAAACUGCAUACAAUGACAAAGAAAUGCAGAUGCAUUGAGCUUGUAGGAUUUGAAGUGGCUGAAAAUCUGCCAAGUAUAGCUUCCUAAUUUUUUAUUUGGUACAUAGAACAGCCCAAUGAGUUUAUAUAUAUAUAUAUAUAAAUAUGCCUUACAGUGUGAUACAAUAAAGGCACACCAUGCCAGAGGUAUUGUUGGGUGUUUCUUAGAAAAACCAAACCAAAAUCAAAACCCACAAAAUUUUCAUUUAGAAAUUAAGUUGGGGAAAAAAUAUAUUUUAAAAAAAUGUAGAAGAUCCUUAACUAUUGAGCAAGUCUGGACAUGCAAGUGUAACCGAAUCAUACUCAGAAAUUAAUAUAUGUGUCUGUAUUUGAUUAGAAUGUGGUCAGAAGCUUGAAAGGCUUUCAUGUAUGAGAUAAAUGAAAGAUGUGCUGCCAGGAUUCAGGAGAAACAGUGAUUUGAGCAAAACUUCAGGAAAUCGAUGUGGAAUGUAUUGUAAUUUAAGGAAAACCUUCGUGAAAUCACCACAGCCCUUUGCUUCUUUGAGUUAUCUCACUGAUUCUCCAGCAAGCUGACUUGAGACUUAGUCCCACUGAACUCAUGGGGCUUAUCUCUGAUUAGACAUCUGUAAGACUGCAGUGUUAAUCUUUGAUUUCCACUCACAUGUACCCCCACAAUAGCAGGAGAUGCCUUUUGAACCUUCAAAUAAAGCAUGCUUGCUUCAUUGCAAGACAUUCUUAUAGUUUGAAAGAUUGAGAGGUGAAACAUGUUUUCCUAGUAUUUUAGGAUUAAAAAAUAGAGUUGUGUGGAAUGACAUACUGUGUCAUCUCCUCCUCCUUACAAGGCUGCUUUAUUAACUACCUUUUCUUUGGAGGGUUGUUUAACACUCGAUCUCUCAAAUAAAAUUAGCAACAAUCUGCCCACUCUGUAAAAGCACGUAGAUAGUCAACUGCUCACCAUGAAAAUGGCGGCCCCCAGUAAGCAGCAAAGGAGGCAGCCAUCUUUAAAAAUCAAUAGCAGCCAUUUUGAAUUAACAGUGUCAUCCUAUAAACAACUACUCCAGUGUAAGUGCCUUUGAUUUCAAUGAGGCUUACUCACAGGUAUGUGGGCACAGUAUUGCAGCCUAAGUGGGGUUAAGGAAAUCUAUAGGAAUGCUUUGUAUCCCUCAGGGUAAGCAGACAGGAAUUGGGUAGGUUGUCUGAAGGGCUGAGGUAUCAUCAGGUAGCAACAUGCAGAAAUGGGCCAGUGGGAGGAUUUGAAGCUUCUGCUUUCAAACCCUUUUACACAAAGUAAUUUAGACAAACAUAGUAACUAACAGGCUACUUGCAAAUGGGGCUUUGGGGCUGUAGACAAGAUGGAACCAGUCUGGUUUGGCUGACCAGACUUUAGAAACCCACCUAAUUUCUGUCACAGUCUCCUGCCAAGUCACCCAUUCGUCUCCAUUAGGAAAAAUUCAAUAAAUAUUUUGAUCUGUCAUACCAGGCGAAUGGGAACGCCAUCUAUUUGAAAAACUAAAAUAAUUGAAAUAGUCUCUCUAGAAUUAGUGUUCUCUUAAAUUUCCCUCUCUAGGUAUUAUUAUUAUUAUUAUUAUUAUUAUAUUGAUUGCCUUCAAUAUCACCGUCUCAAGCUGAAUGAGAACAAAGGCAACUAAAAAACACACAAAAACAAAUAAAAUUAAAACCAUGCAAGAUAGACACUCAUGGCAAAGACCCAGCUAUGUUUACUAGUUAUUUCUUAAAUUUAUAUACCGCCCUUCAUCCAAAGAUCUCAGGGCGGUUCCUGCUGGGAAAGUGUGUCAGAACAAAAAUGACUUGAAUUAUUUCUGGAAAGUGCUGACAGUGUGCACCUGACAAGAAUGCUAUUCCACAAAACAGGGGCAGCCACACUAAAAGGUCCAGCUCCAAGUAACAGUAGUAGUGGAAGCAUAUUAUUUUUAUCGUUAUAAGCUGCUCAGAUAACACUGUUCUUGGACACCAUAUUUUUUUGCUAAUAAUAAUAAUAAUAAUAAUAAUAAUAGUAAUAUUGUGUCUAUGCCAAUUCAUGCUAAGAGAAAGGUGAAGCCUGCUUUAAAUGUAGCUCCUGGGCAUGUUGCUGUUGUUUUGCGUGGACAGGCGGAGUCCCCAGAUCCCGCGCGGUCCCCCCGUCAUGUGGAAUAACGACUCAUGACAACGUGCUAUGGGAUUAAAUUGGCCACAACUUUAUUAAAUUUCAAAUGUGGGUAGACCUUGGCUCAGGCAUUGGGCGUUCUCCCUCCCCAGUCCCCAGCCGGGGACCUAGGGAGCAUCAGGGUUAUCCAGUGUGUGUGGGGGGAUGGGCCGGCUCUGGAGAACAUAUGUUCAAGCAGAGAUAGCCGCCCUGUUACGCCGCCGCCGCAGGGGAGAGCAAUGACGACCUUUCGGCGUACGGUCAAAGCCUCCUUCAGAAACCCCUUUAACGGGGAACCCUGGUAUCGCCGCCGCAAAGAGGAAGAUGGACUAAAGGAUUCCGCCCAAGGCCUGAUACCGCCAAAGUUGUGACGUUUUGCUACGGGAAAGGCGAAACCUGCCAAUGCAGGGAAAUUCCUUUCCGGCCCUUUAACAGCGACCUUAACGUAGCAGCGCCCGCAUACCUGCGAAGAAAAGUUAACCUGCAAAACCUGUGAAGAAAAGUUAACCUGCAAAUAAGACAUUAACUGAGGGUGGGUAGGGUGGGAGAAGCUCUGGAGCCAAGUGAGGAUUCCCAGGUAAGAUCCUCCCUCUAUUGUGUGGGCAGGUAAUCCCUCCCCUACCUGGCCUGGUCUCCUUGGCAACGCUUCCCCCAGGUGGGAUUGGACAACUGACUGAGGUAGGCGGAGACCUCCAGGUAUCCCACCUGAGGGAAGGCAAACCAAGCCUAUGCUGUUGGAGCCGCUCCAGAUCUAGGGGCCGCUCGCGCCCACGCAAAGGGCUCCCCCCGUUUUAAGCGGGGAGCGGUCAUUGUUGUUUAAUUUAUUUGAAGCAUUAUAAACGGGUCCAUAUCUGAAAGCUACCAAAGCAGUGUACAAUAAAAUCAAAGAUUAAAGGUAAACGUACCCCUGAUCAUUAUGUCCAGUCAUGACCGACUCUGGGGUUGCGGCGCUCAUCUCGCUCUAUGGGCUGAGGGAGCCGGCGUUUGUCUUCAGACAGCUUCCGGGCCAUGUGGCCAGCAUGACUAAGCAGCUUCUGGCAAACCAGAGCAGCGCACGCAAAUGCCGUUUACCUUCCCGCUGGAGCGGUACCUAUUUAUCUACUUGCACUUUGACGUGCUUUCGAACUGCUAGGUUGACAGGAGCUGAGAUUACCCACUCAAUAAACUAAAAUCUCAAAAAUUGUGCUACUUUUUUAUUUGCAGUUAAAACACUGUGGGUGUUUUAACUUUCCACAUGGGAUCCCCGCAGCCAAUGGCAACUCUAAACCUGACCACCCACUAUACAUGCCACAUUAACACAACCAGAUUCCUUUGUGCAGUUAGCACACUGAUGUGUUCCCACUGAUGGGCUAACACUCUACAGCUAAGUGUCGUGAUUCUGUUUAGACACGACACUGGCUGUGUGGAUUACUGUGCAGGUAAAUUUCUGGCAUCGUGUUUAAUAAGCCGCAACAGACAAUAAAUACUUUAUUCUAAUUUGCUUUCAUUUAGGACUGUUUCCCCCAUCUUAUUAGAGAGUGUAGUUUGCAAUUACCCACUAUUAACUGGAAAUAGCAAUAUAAUAUGGAGCUUGAUGAAAAGGUCCAAAGAUCACGGGAUCCUUCUUUUUCAACUAUAUUAGUGAGGAUAACUUUUAAAAAAAAUCCCAACUGUAAUGUAGUAGCAUUCUUUGAAGAAUUAGGUAGCCCCAGAACACUACCAUUGAAUGGCAUUUCUAAAUGAACUGAGGGCAGAGAACAGCGAUGGGUGUUAUAAAUAUUCAUAUUCAAAUGUUGUUGUUUUUUUAUCCAAGUCAAUAGGACUCAAUGGAGCAAAAGAAAAAGGGAACAAUAGAAAACAACUGUAUUAACAAUCCUGUAAUAUAGCUCAGUUGGUUAGAGCAUGGUGCUGAUAAUGCCAAGGUUGCAGGUUUGAUCCCCAUAUGGGACAGCUGCAUAUUUCUGCAUUGCAGUGGUUUGGGCUAGAUGAUUCUCAGGGUCCUUCCCUGUUGUAGUGGUUUUGGCAACGUUUGGUAGUUCUUUUUGCAGAUUUUUCCAUAUAAAUUUGCUGUGUUUCUACAAUGCAGGGUCCCCCCUCUCAUUAAAUCCAAAAAUCUUGUGAAUUUAGAGCCAUCAAUCUAUAGAAAUUGCAGCACCUUCUAUGGAUGGGUGGGGGGGUCUCUGUUCUUUCCUUAAAGAUGACAUUUUCUUUCAUGCAGUUCUCAUUUUAAUGUAAUAAUUGCAAUUUGGGGGCAUGAAAAAUAUAUAUCUGAAGCUCCAGAUGCAGUUCAAAAGUCAAAACCAUAUUUAUUUAAGGGGGGCAUCUCUAAUUUGAAAGCAAUAACUGCUAUUUGUUAAACAUAAUGUGGUUUCUGAUGCUUGCAAAGAAUGUGAGUGAUGAGCCCUUUACUAGUCGACUACGAAAACACAGGCAGGGAGGGAUGGGGAAGAGGCUAAACUUUAAUGCAGCAAGAGGAGGAAAAUCGAUUGCAGUGUUCAAAGAGAUCUCUGCUGGUGAAGAAUAUUAAAAAACCUUUCGCCAGUUUUGCAAUGACUCUUAUGAUCUACAGAGAGAAAAUCAACUAAUCUAUGAAUGAGCUGGCAGGGAGGAAGAAGAGAAAGGGAAUAUUCUUUUGCAGUUUGGCUCCUGGUCUACAGAACAGGUAGUCGCAGGGGGGGAAAUUGCUACUGUACACAAAUUAAAUUUAGAGGCUUUGCUGACACGUCUUUCCAAGCAUUUAAGAGUGCAAGCCUGUACCUGUUUACACAAGAGUAAAUCCUAUUGAGUUCAAUGGUGCUUCCAAAGUGGGUAUUGAAUUAUUCUCAAUGGAACUUACUCCUGAAUAGUCAACCAUAGGAUGCAAAUUGUCCUAGCGGGGUGUGUGAUUGGAAUUUGUGAAGGAAGGAAAAAGGGGAGUAAAUAAAAUGAAAUAAAUAUUCACCACAAAAGAAGAAAUAACUGGUUUGGCUUUGUACCUAACCUGUAGAACAGUAGCAAUUUGAUCUUCUUCCAAGUUUACCACUGCUGUACCAUAGCCAAGUCCAAUGUUAGUUUGGGUUACUGGCUGUGCAUGACUUUGUUAUGAUGCCCUAAUAAUAGGAUCUGAGUCAAGUUUAGCCAGAACUGUGUUUGUGCCAUGAUUCUGUAAAGAGCACAGUCAAACCUCAGCAUGCAGUUUGGGGUGCAGAACUGAUUGAGAAUCUGGGCCUCAGCGGCUCUCAUGUCUCCUUGAUAAGCAAAAACAGAAAGGUGGAUCGCAAGACAAAAGUCUGAAUGGCUAGCAAAAUUGCGCAAGAUGGCUUACAUUGGCUGGUAUAGUGGUACCUCGGGUUAAAAACUUAAUUCGUUCUGGAGGUCCGUUCUUAACCUGAAACUGUUCUUAACCUGAGGUACCACUUUAGCUAAUGGGGCCUCCCGCUGCUGCCACACGAUUUCGCUUCUCAUCCUGAAGCAAAGUUCUUAACCUGAGGUACUAUUUCUGGGUUAGCGGACUGUAACCUGAAGCGUCUGUAACCCGAGGUACCACUGUAUUCAGCUAAGUUUUACUGAGAGUAGACCCACUGAAACGGGCCUUGUUCUGACAGCUGGCCGUGGGCUUCGUCCAAGUGCCUUCAUUCUAGGGAGUUGCGCUGCUUGCCCAUGUGUUCCCUUGCUUUUUCUUCCAUCCUCUAUAAAACACACUUCUGGUAAAUGAGGAGGCUGGAAUGACUCCACUGGAUAGAUUCUAAAUUCGACAAGUCCCUUCCGAAUUAAAGUAUGUGUGAUACCAAAUGUGAGAAGUGAAACUUAGCACCUUCCAAUCUGGGCAUGUGAAGGAGGAAGGAGAGUCGCCAAAGGAAUAUGAGCCAUAUGGCUUCCACCCACCUACCCGCUUAACUGCAGCUCAACCGAUGUAGCCUUUCCAGAGUUUUCUUUUCUUUUCUUCCUAUGCAAAUGCAUUCCAACUGAUAUGAGAGUCUCUAGGGCUUUCUUUGCUACUUGAUGCCACUCUUAAAUUAGCCUUUGCACAAAAGGAAUGGUUCUUGAAUUCAUGGUGCAUGUGUCGGUCUCAGAAUAUCAUCCCCCAUCAGCAUAAAUCUUUAGUAGUGUGAAAUAUAGGCAGUGUGGUUUAGUGGUUAGUGUAUCUGACUAAGUAUGGGGACACUGGGAGUGGCCGCCGAGACAAUAUAACACUGGUCCUGAAAGACCGACAAUGGCUCCCAGUACAUUUCUGAGCACAAUUCAAAGUGCUGGUGCUGACCUUUAAAGCCCUAAAUGGCCUUGGCCCAGUAUACUUGAAGGAGCGUCUCCACCCCCAUCGUUCAGCCCAGACCCUGAGAUCCAGCUCCAAGGGCCUUCUGGUGGUUCUCUCGCUAUGAGAAGUGAGGUUACAGGGAACCAGACAGAGGGCCUUCUCAGUAGUGGUGCCCGCCCUGUGGAACGCCCUCCCAUCAGAUGUCAACAAAAUAAACAACUAUCUGAUUUUAGAAGACAUCGGAAGACAGCCUUGUUUAGGGAAGUUUUUAAUGUUUGAUAUUUAAUCAUGUUUCAAUAUUCUGUUGGGAGCUGCCCAGAGUGGUUGGGGAAACCCAGCCAGAUUGGUGGGGUAUAAAUAAUAAAUUAUUAUAAUAACAUUAUUAUUAUUACUCAGGUUCAAAUCCCCACUGGGUCAUGUCACUGAGUGCCCUUGGGCCAGUGACUCUCUCUUAGCUUGGCCUACUUCACAUGAUUGUGAUGAGGAUAACAUGGAGCAAAGGACGAAUCUUGGACACAAUCCUGAGCUCCUUGUAGGAAAGGCAAGAUAAAAAAUGUAAUGUUUUAAAAAUAUGGGAACCAGGACUUUAAAAAAAAAAACGGAACUAACUGGAACUCAGUUCUGGCACCUCUCAGGUGGGCACCAUUGCCAUUCUCAGAGAAUGAAGGAGGUGGUCAUUGGAAUUCAGGCACCAAUUUUACCAGAAAAAUAGCACUGAGGAAACUAGCAUGAGUGAAACAACAACAACCAGAAAUUGGUCUAAGGUUGUAGAAGCACAUUUAUUCUCAGUGGUUCCCAUUACGUUUUGCGGAAGAAAAUUAACGUGUCUGCAAUCUCGGACACGCAACUGAGGUAAAGGCUAAGUCUGUACUUGUGCCAGACCCUGGUCUCACCUGGGGCUUGAGGCAGUUUAGCCCUCACCUCAGCGUUGUAUUAUAGGCACUCCCUUUGUUUUCCUUUCGUGGUGGCCAUUUACUGGAUAAAAGUAAGCUGCUGUACUGGGGGACACAGUUGCACUGAGGGCAAAACUUGUCCUUCGGGCCAAAAUGCCUCAGAAAACAUUUCUGAGAAUAUGUCUGAGAUGUUUCUUUGUCUCACCCCCUAGAAAAUGAUGGCCGCUUUUCAUAUUCUUCCCUGAAGAUUUUCCAUCAUUUAGUUUUCAAUUUUGUGGCAGUUGUUGUUUCCCCUCAAAAUGGCUUAGGAAGGAUGUUUCAGGGAAUUGUGGAGGAUGCAAAAUGGUGGCUCGAUUGUGAGGUGGGACACGAGGCUAUGUUAAAGGUGAGCCCCACUCCUGAAAAAAUUCCCAACAAAUUCCCAAAUAAAUUUGGUGAAAUUUCUCUGUCAGCAAAUAGGGAAGAGAAUUUUGAGGGGCCAUUUGAACACAGCUCUCAUCCUUGACACUCGAAGGUCUGCUUCUCCCCAUUCCCCAGUGAUCCCACAAUGUCUGCAUUUGUGCCAUGUGUCUCAAUAUGUGGACAUAAAUUCAUUAAACCUCCCAGAAGUCCUUGCAACAACAGACAGGCCUUCCUGCACACAUGAAGCGUACAAUCGUAAUUAAUGUGUCACACAAUGCAUAUCCUGCCUUUCUAGGUACCAACUAACUCAAGAUGGCUUUAAAGAAGUGAACAAGUAGAAGAAAAAGUGAUUUAACAUACAAGCAAUAAAAAAGCAGAUCAGGCAGGCCCCAAACUUAAUGCCCACCUUAAUAAUUCUGUCAGCAAGAGGACAAGAAGGAAGGCAUUGGAGGUUGAAGGACACUCCCAAGCAGCCUCAUCUAAAUGGAUUCUUGAGAGAGUCUGGUCCAGGACAUUUCAGGUUAUAAAAGCCUAAAGCCAGCACCUUGAACUGAACCUGGAAGCAAACUGGCAGUCAAUUCAGCCAACAUAAAACUGGGAAGCUAUGGUCUAUCCUGGCAGCAGCAUUCAAUAUCAAGUGAGGGGAACGAUACUCAGGUGGAAUCUACACACAUAUAAAUAAAUGCCAUGAAAAUGCUUUUAAAAAAACGUUUUGAAAAAAUACAUUGAAUCUUGCAUGUCAUGUUUAUAUAUUGCACUUUGCAACACAUUUAAAAGGUUUUAUUUGCAGCUGUAUAGCUGAGUCCUAAGUGAGCAGUUGUUCAUAGGCUAUAGAAUCAUAGAAUUGUAGGGCUGGAAAGGAUCCCAAGAAUCAUCUAGUCCAAUCCCCUACAAUGGUAGCAGGAAUCUCAGCUUGAUCAUACAUGACAGGUGGUCAUCCAACCUCUACUUAAAAACCUCCAAGAGAUGAGAGUACACCAACUCUCAUGGGAAUAUGUUUUCCUGUCGAACAGGCCUUGCUGCGUGAAAGCUCCUCCUGAUGUUUAGACUGGAUCUCCUUCCUUGUAACUUGAAGCCAUUGAUUCGAGUCCUACCCUCCAGAGCAGGGGGAAACAAGCUAGUUCCAUCUUCUACGUGACAGCCCUUUAGAUAUUUGAAGGUGGUUAUCAUAUCUCCUCUCAGUUUCCUCUUUUCCAGGCUAAACAUAUCCAACUCCCUCACAGUUCCUUAUAAGGCUUAGUUUCCAGACCUUUGAACAUCUUGGUAGCCCUCUUCUGCACACGUUCCAGCUUGUCAAUAUCCUUCUUAAAUUGUGUAACCCAGAACUGGACAUAGUAUUCCGGGUGUGGUCUUCCCAAGGCAGGAUAGAGUGGGACUAUUAUUUCCCUUGAUAUGGGCACUAUACUUCUGUCGAUGCAGCCAAGAAUAACAUUAGCUUUCUUUUGCUGCUGCAUCAUACUGUUGACUCAUGUUAAGCUUGUGCUCUACUAAGACCCCUAGAUGCUUUUCACAUGUACUACUGGCAACUCAGGCCAUAUUAUGACUUCUGCGUGCCUUACAGCUAGUUCACCUGAAGCAAGAUCUUCCAUGCAUGAUGCGUCCUCCCAAGCUUCCCUUGGCGAUGUGCAUGCUUGCAAAGCAAGAUCUAGCCUGUCAGAGAAUGUAGCUGCAACAACCUUAUCAUUCAGCGUAGUUCAGCACACCAGAGUCACACAGUUUGAAAGCACCACCAGCUCACGGGGACCGCAGAGCAUUAUAGUCGCAUACAUUCCUUUUCAGACACCCCUCAUGUGCUUGUUGCCGUUAUCUCAUCUGUUCCCUUCAGACUUUCUCUGUUAGAAGCACAUCCUGUGGUUAGUAAAUGGUUCUUUGCGUCUCGAACAAUGGAGCUGUCAAUAAGCAAACACAGCAGUGGUUGGGUUUCCAUCACCCUCCUAAACCCCUGCACUUUUUAAGAUGCUCAUAAACAUGUGGACACACGCACACAUACAAGGUAAGGUGGUGUAAGGGAGAGAGGGUGGGAGAAAAUGAAAGAAAGGAACUAAGAUGGCCUAGAAGGGGCAAGCAACCCAGACAUAUAGCUCUCAAUGUAUCACCCACAUUUUUGAACCCCUGUCAUUUACUUGAAGGAAGUGGACUUUUCACAUACAAAUUUAGCUUGGAAAUUAAAAUCAGGCUUCAAUCCUUGGACUAUUUACUUGAAAAUCAACUCGGUUGAAACCAGUAGGGUUUACUUCAGAGAAAAUGAAUGUUAUUUGACUAAAUUCAAUUAGUCCCAAUGGAAUUAAUGGACCUAAUUUUGUCAUGUUCAUUUCAGUGUGAGUAAAACUUAGUUGAAUAUCACCCAAUAUGUUCAGGGUUGCUUCCAGACUGUCACUAUUUUGGUGUGAAAUUCAGGUAUAUGGUGGCAAAUUCAGGUUGCAGAAUUAAAGUUGAUUCAGCACUCUUGCGCAACAAAUUGCCUUCCCCUCCUCAAAAUGGGCUCUUUUGCAAUAGGAAAGUGAUGUUAAAAGUACACUGGGAAGUGUGGAACAGCCCUUUCUCGGUGUAACAUUGUAUAACCUCCCCACAAACAAAUCAGCUCAAUAAACAACCAGCAUCAUCUAACCUCCCUGCAAACUUUGUGCAAACAAAUCUGAAUGAACGCUCAAUAAAUGGGUUAUCUGGAAGCGACAUAAGAUGAGAGACUUAAUAAGAAAUAUAUUGUUGUUUCUCUUCCUGAAAUCUGACAAGUGUCACCUCCUUGACUGUCACUCUGGAAAUGUACUUUGUCCCAUAUUUACUCCUGUUCCCCCUUGUCUGGUGUUCCCACUGAAAAAUGAAGGGAUUUAAUGAAAGCAUUUCUGGGAAGAGAAAUGCAGGAAGGGGGUAUUCCAAGUAGUGUCAUAUUAACAAAUCCAGAUGAUGAUGUUGAUGAUAAGGAGGAGGAGGAGGAGGAGGAGGAGGAGGAUAUAUAUAGCCCACAUGGUGCAUUGCAGAGCUUACAUUCUAAAUUUUGAUACUGCGAAGGGAGGGGAAAGGGAAGCAGUUUUUCUCCUACCAUGAUGAAAUCUUUCCCUUCCUUAAAAAAUGCUUCUUGUCAAGAACUGUACAAUUAGAGAUUUGCUGGUAACGAGCACACUGCUUAUAAAGAGGUAUCUUUUUAGACUCUUUGUAUUAUUUCUUAUAUGGGAGGCAGAUGGGACUAAGCUAUAGCAUUUGCAAAAUUCUACUGCUAGUGAUAGCAGUGAUAAUAAUAAUUAAAGCUGUAAUAAUGUCAAACAUCAGUUUUGGAAUCUUGGAUAAUUUAGUUUGUUGGCUUUGCUUGCAAACUAUAGCCAUGUUGUAUAUCCAGGCUAGGUGUGGACAGAGCAGGCUGCUUCCAUUUCAUGUCAGUCGUGUGUGUACCCAGUCAUAGAGCCCUUCUGCCCUGUUUUCUUUCCGUUGAAGUUUUUUUUUAGCGCAUGUAAAUUCACAUUCAAAUCAUAUGCUGUUUUUAUGCAUUUUAUUAACAUUCUUCAUUUUAUUAACAUCUAUUAGCAUUUUUGCACUGGGAAUGCUUUCCAGUGCAUUCCCCCAAAGCACAAUUUUUAUUUUUUUGUACACUCUUUUUAAAACCAAAACUGAAUCACAAAAAUUGGGGAAAGUGCACCAGCUAAUUGAUAACUGUCUUCCAAUUGGCAUAUAAGUUUGGGACCAGAGAACUGGGCUGAUUUGCUUCAAGGUGCACAGGUUUCUCUUAUUGGUGUCAACCGAGAGAAAGAAAAGAAGCGAGGGAUAGGAAUACAGACACACAAAUGUCUUAUCUCCAUCAAUAUAAAUAGGAGAGCCCCUCUAGAAGCCCCAGGUGCGUUCCAGAACUCCUGCGCCCAUAAGAAAUUGUUGAAACUGUGCACGGAUCCACUGAAGGACAGGAUCUGUCUGCACAUAAGUAUUUUUGAAGGAUUGGAGGGCACUUUUUAUCACAGCCAAACCAUACUGUGUCUCACCUACCAUUUCCAGUUGUUGCCAGUGCAGCUGGUCAAAAUGAAUGAUUCACAUCCGCCCUGACUCAUCAGCGCUUUCACAGGCAAGCCCUGAUCUAACCUGGCAUUAAGCACUUAGCUUUAAGAAUGUGGGUAUGUGGAUCCGCAGCUAGAGGUUUCAGAUCUGUAUUUUUCCGAUUAUCGUAUAGCCAUGAGUUGCUAAGUGCUUGCUGUUCGUAGCACCCACGUUACAUAAAACAGAAAGGCGCCAACACUACAGCUUGUGCGAGGGGCUCUGGCUUCAUCCCCUACAUCUCAGCCUUACUUUAUUGGUUACUUAAUUUAAUUGGCGGUGACAUUAGCAUUGGAACAGGCCUGAUUGUCAUCUCAGCCACAAAGGCCUCCCAGCUGAAUAUAAGCUUUGGUCAAGCCCUUCUAAUGCUGCUUAAAUGGACAGGGGAAAACAGGCCGAUCUCUGGCAAUGCAGUUCUACAUUUAGACUUAAAAUCCUGUAAUUUGGCAUUUGCCAGAUAAGAAAAUCACAUUAAAGCAAAGUCUUUCCAAAUGGGCAAAUGCAGCAGUGUUGUCCGUCCCCCCCCCCACCCCCAACAUUCAUCCUCAGGAUAUUUCCUGGUUUGACUGUGCAUUAUCUGAAACCAAAUGACAUAGCUUCAAGCUGUAUACAGUGGUACCUCGGGUUAAGAACUUAAUUCAUUCCGGAGGUCCGUUCUUAACCUGAAACUGUUCUGAAUCUGAGGUACCACCUUAGCUAAUGGGGCCUCCCGCCGCCGCUGUGCCACCGCCGCACGAUUUCUGUUCUCAUCCUGAAGCAAAGUUCUUAACCCGAGGUACUAUUUCUGGGUUAGCAGAAUCUGUAACCUGAAGCGUCUGUAACCCGAGGUACCACUGUAUUAAGGUUGGGGGCCCUUUGGUUCUUCAGAUGUUGAUGGACUACACCUCCCAGCACCCCUGACCAAUGGCCAUGCUGGCUGGGGCUGAUGGGAUUUGGGAAUCCAACGAUACCUAAAGGGCUAUAGGUUCUCAAUUCUUGCUAUAGGUGAUAUUCUAGCCAAACUAUCCUAUCAAUCCUUUUUGAAGGUCAAUGAAAAGGCCUUUGACAUGCCCAAUUGAACCUAGCUUACACUGUUGUGAAGAUCCAAUGAGAUUAACAAUUACUCUAGGCGCACUGCCCUGGACUCUGGGGAAGAAAGGUGGGAUUUGUGAUGAAUAAAGCAAUACAACCUUUUCGAGUGUGAAAUGGUGAUAAAGGAAGAAAAAAAGUGAAGCUGGCUUCCCUGAGCAAAAGCCAACAUAGACAUGGCACAAUGGGAUAAGAAAGAGGAAGCAAGCAGAAACAGUGGAACACAAAACCGUAUCGGCUGCACGAGGGUCAAAAAAGAAUAAGGCAAGGGACAAGAGAAAAUAUGGUGACACAGCGAUGGAGAGGGCCUGCCCAAGGUUUCUGGCUACCUCAGAUGGAACACCAAAUGAUUUACCUUCACCUAAAUCAAGGUGAACAGAAACCCAAGACUGGCCAAAAUAUUUUAAGCGCUGUGCCAGAAAUUUCUCCCAAAAUCCUCCACCCAAACAUUAUCACAACACCCCAAAUCAUUUUACUUAAUGGAGGGCAACUCGCUAGGGAGGUCUUACAUGGGCUGUUAGCCCAUCUGCCAGUAGUCUCUUUGCUUUCCAUUUAUGGAUGGGUUGCCGCAAGGUUGACCGGGCCUCAGGUGCAGCUGCAUUCCAAAGGAGGGCGGGGCUGGGGACAAGCGAUAGAUGGCCUAGAGGAGAACAGAUGCCCAUGGUCUUUGUUCUCUCUCUUAAUUAAAAGUGAUUUUGAUUCAUCAAUUUCCUCUGGAAUAGGAGACCAGGAGCAAUCAGCAAGUGUGAGACAGUGCAGAUAUAUAAAUAUUCGUGCCAGUUUCUUCUGCUCUUCUGCCAAUAAUCAGCCAUAAUCCUUGAGUUUUGGCCACAACCCAAACAGUCUUUUUCCAUUUACCGUAAACAGAGCUUAAAUCCAGUUUCAGCUAUCAACAUGCAUUUCUUGUCAAUUGUAAUUUGUCGCAAGUGGGGGUGGUCCACAAAGGAGCAGCUCAUGAGGAAAGAAAAUAGCUAUGCUUUUGUGUGGUUCCCAUGCAUUUUGAGUGUUUUGUGGGUCUGAUUUCUGAGUGGGUUGUGCCCUUUUGCAGGAACUAGAUCAGGGAUAGAGAACCUCUAGACGUUGCUCAACUCCAACUUCCAUCAGCCCCAGACAGCAGUGGCAAACUUGGGAACUAUGGCACCCUGUUUGAGACUAAAAAUUGGCUCACACAUAACCGCAGACCUUGCACUGCCUUCCCAAAGGUGACUAAGGAGGCACCCAAACUUGGGAAGGAGGAACGAAGCUCUGGAGGGUCCUAGAGACUUCCCACUGUUACAAGGUUAACACACAUCCAUGACAAGCGCACAUCAGAACUCUAGCAAAAGAUCUUUAAACCUCUCAGCAGUGUGUAUAUGAACAUACACGAGUGCUGGCUGUGCACAUGUGAGUCCAGGUACACACUCGUAACACCACUUCCUUCCCAGAACUGGGAAAGCAUUAACUAGGCUUUGAGGAAGAGGUGGGAGGAUUCUAGGAUUCUGUCAGAGCCCUUACGUUUCCUUCCCAAAGCUUAGUGAGCUUUGAGAUGGCACCUUUCGGCUCAGCACCCAGUCCAUGUGCACCACUUGCACAGCCCUAAAUCUGCCCCUGCAGGCAGCAUGGCUAAUAUCGAGGGAUGGUGGAAGCUUUAGUCCAAUGUGUGGAGGGCCACAGGUUCCUCACUCCUGAAGUGGAUUCAGUGGCGGAGCUAUAUGCUCCAGCACCAGGAGCGGUGUACAUCUGGGGGCGUGGUGUGCGUGUGGCCCAGGGGGCAUGUGCGCCGAGCGCCGGGUAUCCCAGGGGUACACGGAGCCCCAAGCGUCCCGGGGGUGGGGAUGGGGGCGGCCACGAUGGCACCCCCCACAGAAUGGCACCCGGGGCAGACCGCUCCCCCUGCCCCCACAUUCAUCUGCCAGUGAGUGGAUUGACUGCUGUGGUGUUCUCUAGAGGGGGGAAGUGAUACAUGGUUCCUUUACUAGGCAGGAGAUUCCACUCUGCUUGUGGAAAGCAUUGAUUCUUCUCUGUGGGGAUUUGACAGAGAACUCGCGGGGAGGAUAAAUUAGGCAAACACAACGUUUUAAACCUAUACUCUUUAGAACAGCAGAGUCUGGUUCAAGGAAGAGAGAACUGUCCAUUAAAGCAGAGGAAACUGUGGCCCUCCAGAUGUUGUUGUACAAUGGCUCCCAUUAUCACUGGCCAUGUUGGCUGGGGCUAAUGGGAGCUGGAAUCACAGCAACAUCCGAACAGCCAUGAAUUCCCCAUCCCUUAUUUGCAGAAAUUAUAGGCAACGGUGACAAGCAACCAAGAUCUGUGCUUGGAAACCGAAAAGCCCUUUGUGGAGUGCAGGUGGGAAAUGCUCUUUCAUGACUUUCUGACCCAGCAGCCCAUCCUUACCCAACAAGUGAUGUGUAGAUUAAAGUCCACCUAGGCAACAUUUUCUUCAGUCAGGUGUAAGCCUGCAGUUGAAAGGAGUGUGGUCAUAAAUUCUUUAUGGCAGCGAUGGCCACGUCAGUGUUUUCAAGGGCUGCUUGAAUUUCCAGAUAGUGGCUGGGAGGCCAGGAACGUAUCUUGCCACACACACACACAUACCCCUGUAUUGGAGCUCACACUCUAUAGUAAAGUCUGCACUAGCAAGCUGCAGUGGCGUCCCAGUUAAUGCACUCCGACAUAUACAAAACCUCUCUUUCUCUCUUUCUCUCUUUCUCUUUCUCAGCCCAGUCAUGUGCAGGUUGACUCUGAAGGAUGUUCCAUUGUGUGGGAAUUAUUCCCAGGCCAAGUGUGCAGUCUUGCAUGUUUUGGAAAUACAUUGCACUCCUUAUAAAUGAAACUAUCAGCAAAGAAACAGUGGCUCACUUAAUGUUGAAAGGACUUCUGUUAAGUCAUAUCAGUAGAUGAAGAGAGAGGAAUGGGCCAAGAGAGGAGAGCUGGAAGGAGGUAGGCAGGUCCAUUGCUUCAAAAAAGAACAUUAAAAUAACAUUAAACAAUAUUAAGAAUGAAAUCAGCAGUUGAACCCUAUUAGGUGGGAAACUGAGGAGCCCAUUUUGCUAAAUAUACUCAUGGAAUGGAGAAGGUACUGAAAUUCUCCAGCUGAGAGAGAGAGAGAGAAAUGUAUCAGAAAUUUGUCCAAUUUCCCCCUCUCCCUGGGAAGUAAGAAUAUGAGCCCUGCUAAAUUUGUCAAAGGCCCGUAUAGUCCGGCAUCCCUUUCUCCCAGUGGCCAACCAGAUGCCCAUGGAGAAGUCUGCAAACAGGAUCUGAGUGCAACAGCACUCGCUUCACAUGCAAUUUCUGGAAAAUGGGAUUCAGAGGCACACUGGCUUUGACAGUGGAUGUAGAACAUAGCAUAUGCUACAGAGACUCUUCACUGCCAGUGAAUAUUGCUCUUAUUGCCAUAUCUAGUAUGGGAAACCCUUCAUCAGAGUGUAGUAUGAAUGAUCUGGUGGACAUCAUGUGUGCAUAUGAAAUGCCCCCUUCUGGUGCAAUUCUAUGCGCCUCUCCUUAGAAUGUGCAGAUUGUGCAGUCCCACUGAGUGGGGCUUACUCCCAGGCAAGCACAUAUAGGAUUGCAGCCUUUAAAAAGCAUGUUAGCACUACUUGAGAGAAGUGGCACAUCUGUGGUAGGCCAGCCUCUUCCAGCCUUCAGUAGGGUGUGCGGGAGUGGGGCAGCGGAAGGUGGGGCUCAUAAGUGUGUGCUUAAUUUAGAUAGCUACCUGAAAUGUUUUUUGUGUGCAUAAUUGCAGACAUCAGUGACAUCUCUGCAGACACGCUACCGUUUUCAAAAAGCAUUCCAUGUGUCCUAUGAAAGCACCUUGAUUUCCAUUGUUUUGAAAAGAAGCUGCAUUCUGGAGUUCAUGCACUGCGUGUUGAGGAGGUUCAAUGAGAGAAGGUGUGGUUUUCUGCAAAGCACCUUUCUGUGGCCUCUGACAGACCCAAUCACAUUUUAAUCAAAGAGACGAAACAGAAUGUUGCUCACAGUAAAUUUCAUGCAAAUUUUAUUCUAUUGCCAUCUGAUGUACUCUGUGCAGUGACAAAGGGGCACUGCCAAUCUGUCUUUCAAGAGGAUCUCUCAGGAUGUGAAUUGCUUCCCUGGUCUCCAUCCCCAGCUGAUGAUCUCAUACCACCUAACCCAACACCAGUAAGAACUGGUGUAAUAAUACUGAUGCUACAAAAGCCCAACUCCCUAAAGCAAGGGAAAUCUGUGAUACCCCCCAAUAUACUUAACAGGGAAGGUUGAGGAAUUGCAAGUCCCUCUCUAACCCAGUCUACGGUUUUCUACACCCUCAUGACUUCCCAACAGCAGCAGGUUAAAAGGAAACAGUGAGUGCAGACAGAUAGCUAGAUUUGCAGAUGCGUGGAAGGUUAUUAUAGAAGAUAUUGCAUGGGAGAACAAACAACAGGCUGUGAAGCUGGCAUGACUAGGCCUCAGUGUGUCUUGGAAUGGAAAGUGAUGUUGUUCCUCUCCAUUUUCCAGAGCUUGGCAUUUGGAAGAGACUUCCAAACUCUGUGCAGAACAGCCAUAAAGCCCAACAAUGUAGUUGUCUUCACCAAGACUGAAUGUGUUCCUAAUGGUGAUGGUGAAAGGUAAAGGACCCCUGACAGUUAAGUCCAGUCACAGACGACUCGGGGGUUGCAGUGCUCACCUUGCUUUACAGGCUGAGGGAGCCAGUGUUUGUCUGCAGACAGUUUUUCCGGGUCAUGUGGCCAGCAUAACUAAGCUGCUUCUAGCGCAACAGAACACUGAAACCAGAGCAGCGCACGGAAACGCCAUUUAAAUGGUGAUGGUAGGACAGGAAUUUUGAGCCAGAAGUCCCAUGCAGCAGAAAGAGGCUCCCAAAACACAAUAGGGGAUAUCGUGAUAGAUCCCAGAUGUUCUAGCAGGCAUUCUUCUGUGUCAGCAUAUAGAGUGUCUGCCAUUUCGGGUUUGCCACGUUUUGAAGUUGUCAAAGUAACACACAUUACCAUCUACAGCAGAGCCCAUAACACCAUUAAGUCCACAGUCUAAGACUGCUGGAGAUUACGCAUGGAGAAGUGUAUUCCACAGCUGUAAAGAGCUACUCUUACUGCUGAUACAUCGCUUAAUACUCAAGAUGGUCUCUAAGCGGUUUACAAAAUCUCCAAUACAGUAUGUACAUAGAACCAGCAGUGAAAGUGAGAAACUACAAUGCAAUGCAGUGCCACAGAACACUUAAAUCCUAACAAAUCAAAAACAUUUUGAAGCAUCUUUAGAGUCAGGGAUCCUGUCCAGCUUCAGCCUUUGUCUUGUGAAGGCACACCCUGUCUCACAAAAUACAGCACUCUUUCCACUAACACAUACAAACUACACCCAGAUACUGACUUAAUCUCUACACAAAUCAUACAAUGUCUGCUACUCAGUCAAUAUCACUCUAACUUUUUUAAAAAACAAAAACAAAUUCUGUCAUCUUCUUAUAAACCUGCUGCCCAGGAAGGCAUAUCAUAAUAAACUUUCAGGGACUAGAUAGGAGUCUGGGAAAUGGAUGAAUGCCCUCCAAGACUAGAGAACAUGGCUGCUCCUGGAUAACCCACCAAUGUUUAACCCAAUAUUUGUUUUGUUUUCCUUUGACUUGGGUUGUAAAGGCUAUAUGUGUUAUCUACAUAAGGUAUCAUGGUGCACUAUCUAUUGAACCACCCUGUUACUAGUGGGGCCAUCCUUUAAAAUUGAUACUGUUGAACAAGACAUCUUUUUAGAGCUAGUACUUUUAUUGCUGGGGGAAGACAAAAGAUAUUAACAUUCUUGGCAGGAAUUGUAUGCCUUCCAUCCACAUUCAUCCCCCCCCAAAAAAAAAUUGGCAGUAAGUGAAAACUUACAACCAAAUUUCCUGCUCAAAAUCCUGUUGUACAGAUUGCCUAACCAGGGACACUGUGUCUUUAACAUUUACAAACGGCUAAUUUUAAUCCUCUCAAACAGCCAGUUAAAAGCUUCUGCCUGAUGCAUAAAAAUUAAGUUAACAGUAAUUAAUGUAACCAGCCUGGAACCUUCACAAACUCCUGCCAGCAAGUGCCUUUUGGUGCACUCCAGAGGCUGCGGUUUGCUUGACGGUGCCAGCAAACAGGUUGUGGAUUGUAAACACUGUAAUUAGUUAGUAAGUUUCUAAAUCUCCACUUGCUAGGCUGGUGGUCUGAAUUGUUGGAACAGUUGACCCCCUGAGAGGAGAGAAAAACAAAGGAAGGGAAUUAGUGCAACUUUGCUUUGCCUUGCCAGCAUAUGCCACUGAGCCACUGUUUUACCUGGCAAAUGUUGGUUUUUUUCCAGAAGCGGAUGCUGCAGUCUUGCUACAAACAGCUUCUGACGAGGGCAGUCAAGCUAGUUUGUAGCAGCAAAACUGGAAAAUCAUAUUGUGGCACCUUAAAAGCAUCAUUGUAUUAUGGCAGAAAGAUUUUGUGGAUUAGAGGCCACUUGGUCAGAUCCAGUGGAUUGCAUAUGAUUAAAUGGGCUCUCCUUCAGAAAGGUUCAUGCCAUAAUAACACUGGUUAGUCUUUAAGGUGCCACAGGAUUCUUCAUUGAUUUUGGACAUGGGUGGCACUGUGGGUUAAACCAUAGAGCCUACGGCUUGCUGAUCAGAAGGUCAGGGGUUCAGAUCCCUGCGAUGGGGUGAGCUCCCAUUGCUCGGCCCCAGCUCCUGCCAACCUAGCAGUUCAAAAGCACGUCAAAGUGCAAGUAGAUAAAUAGGUACCGCUCCAGCGGGAAGGUAAACGGCAUUUCAGAGCGCUGCUCUGGUUUGCCAGAAGUGGCUUAGUCAUGCUGGCCACAUGACCCGGAAGCUGUAUGCCGGCUCCCUCGGCCAAGAAAGCGAGAUGAGUGCCGCAACCCCAGAGUCGGCCACGACUGGACCUAAUGGUCAGAGGUCCCUUUACCUUUUUAAGGAUGCCAGCUGCAGUUUUAUUCAUUCACAGGAAGACAGUUGCUCAAUGCAGGCGUGUGUGUGUGUGUGUGUGUGUGUGUGUGUGAGCGCACGCAUACACACUCACAAAUGCAUGCAUUUAUUUAUACACACACAUACACCACAUGUAUGUGCAUUUAUUCAUUCACAAGAAGGCAGUUCGUCAGACCACACAUAUACACAUAUACAGACACAUAUAUUCCACAUGGCUGCAAAGUCGAGAGGAAUAAUAAUAAUAAUAAGCCGCCCAUCUGACUGGGUUGCCCCAGCCGCUCUGGGUGGCUCCCAACAAAAUAUAAAAAAUACAAUAAAACACAUCCUCUACUCUCUAACCCAAAGGAAAAAUAUAUAUUCCUGAAAGGCUGCACUCUCCCAGCAAGAAAUUCUGUGAUUUACCCUUUUUCUUUUUUUGUCAUGAAGGCAAAAAUGGAAAGGGAAGGAAAAACACACAAAAAUCUUUCAUUUUUCAAAGAUGGAAAUACUCUAAAGAUGUGACUUCUCCUAGAGUUAGGCAAAUAAACCUGCCUAAGAUCGCACUGCAUGCCACUCAGAGCCUUUGAGGGGUUGCUGGUAAUGAUCUAAAUAAUAUGUAAAACAUUUGCACCCCACCUUUUCAAAAAACGUCCAAGAUGGGUAAUGAUUGCGGUAGGGUAUCAAAAAAUGUAUGGUAUCACAAAUUAGGCUGUAAUCAUAACCCUACUAGCCUGGGAGUAAGCUUGAUUGAAUUCCGUAGAACUUCCUUCUGAGUAGGGAUGGUUAGAAAUAUGCUGUAAAAGCUGCGUUGAAAGCCCAGAAGCAGUAGAAUCAAACAGAAACUGAGAAGAAAAAGAGCCUCAAAUGAAAUAGCCAGAGACAACAUCAGAGCAAAACAUCACUAAAAAUAAAAUAAAAUCCAGCAUUGGAAUAAACAAGGGAAAAAACCCACAAGCAGAAGAACAAACAAACAAAUGCACAUAUCUGUGUUCGAUACCAAGCAAAGGGUGGAACUUUGAUCAUGCUUUCAAGAAGAAUGGAAUUAAAGAGAAAACAACAGCUUCACAGUAAAGCCGAAAGACUUCAAUGUAGGGCCAUUAAAAUGUGGAGCCUAUUGAGUGUAAAACUGAAGGCAGUGACACCAUGACUUUCCCCAUACAAACAUCAGUUGAGUUAUAUUUAUGUGUUUAGAGAUACCGUCCAUUCAUAAAGCAUGGGGCUUUGCAUCCUAAGAGGACAGGUCUCUGCCCUAAGGAGCUUCCAGUCUAAAAUUCAACACUGGGGGAAAACACAGAAGAAGGAAAAGGAAGUGGAGGCCAGCAGGUAAACAGAGAGAGAAUGUGUUUCAGUUACACGCAUCCAGCCUGAGGUCCUGACUACAAACUAAAUUAAUAUUUUGAUUGGCAAUCAUGCCAUAGGUAACCAUAGAUGAAUCUGUCAAUUUUGGUAACCUUAACUUUGUCAUUUUUCAAAUCUUCAAUCCAGUUCUCCACAUUUCUGCAGCAAUUCGCUUUAAAACAACAACAACAACAUAUUUGUUGGCAUUUUAAUCCUAAUAAACAUAGUUUUAUAUGCAGUUUCAACCAAGUCGACUCAGAAGUAAGUGCAAUUGCAGCCCGAGCAAUUGACGAAUCUAUUCUGCAAUUCGCUUUCCAUGCAAGUAAAGUUCAGCCGAUUGGCGAGCUCAGGGAAAAUGUCAGCAACAGGAAAAGGCAUGUUCUGAUGUGCGAACAUCGACAGCCACGAGCUUGCCUCGUCCAAUUUCCACCACAACAUCAUACAAUAAACCAAUUACUGUUUGGAAAUAGCUGCAGUUGUCCCAGGCUUAGGCGAGAGAAAGUUAGCUGGCGUGUUUGCAGCCCACUUUCAAAUGUUGCAAAUGGUCUUCGGUUCUCAAACAUGUGCAAAAGUGCGUCAGGGCUCCUGCACCUGUGGAAGGUGUGUAGCAAAGGGGAGGUCAGCAGGUGCACCUUGCCGGACAAAGCACAUCUGCUAGUCAUCUACACAACUAGUACAGGUGCACAAGUCCUGCCAGGCUUGUAUCUGGCCCUCCAGAUUGAGCCCCAUCCUUUGAUUCUCAGCUAUUCUACAUCCUUAGGGACUGUGCUAAGUGGAGGGUGUGUUUGAAAGCAGAAUAACCAGCUCUGCCCCCAACUUCUUCAGAAUAAUUUGCAGACUAAUCUGAAUGAAAGGCCAUGUGCAGAAAACUACAAGGUUAGAAGAUGUGGGGGCCUUUCUGUGGUGCUAGUCACCUAAGCUUUAUGCAGAGCAGACCUCUUGGAUUUUAUGGACAUGACAAAUUAGGUCCAUUACUUUCAGUGAGUCUACUCUGAGUAAAAUUUAGUUGACUACCACCUUCUUUUUUUAAUUGCUCCACCAGCUCUAAACUGGUUUGGGGGGCUUUCAGUAGGCUGCUACUGGCAGAAAGGCCACCAAGGACUAUCCUAAGCUUCCUCAGCCACCUACAUUAUAGAAUCAUAGAACUGUAGUGUUGGAAGGGACCCUGAGGAUCAUCUAGUCGAACCCCCUGCAAUGCAGGAAUAGGCAGCUGUCCCAUACGGGGAUCGAACUCCCAACCUUGUCAUUAUCAGCACCACUCUCUAACCAACUGAGCUAUCCACACUGAUGGCCUUCUGUGCCAAGUACAUGUACGUAUGCUUUCCACCAUGAAAGGUGGUACUGCCUGCCUUUCAGUGGUAUUGCCCUACCUUUGAAACACCUUCCUUAGAGACAGAUGUGAAGGCCUUGCUUUUGCCCAGAUUUCAGAUAGUUUUUGGAAUCAUGCUCUUCCUUAGGUAUUUUAUUCUUACACAAUUCAUUAGGUUGCGUGUUUUUAGUGGGUUUAAAUUGUGUUGGUAUGUUGUGCGAAUUUGUUUUCUUCAUACUUCUUUCUCACACCUCCCUGAAACCCUUUGAUGAAGGGCAGUGCCAGUUAAGGGAUAUUUUAAAGCAAUGACAUAGCUACCCAAACAGCAAAAAGCUGAAGGAGUGUCUCCACCCCCAUUGUCCAGCCUGGACACUGAGGUCCAGCUCCAAGGGUCUUCUGGCAGUUCCCUCACUGCGAGAAGUGAAGUUACAGGGAACCAGGCAGAGGGCCGUCUUGGGAGUGGCACCCGCCCUGUGGUACACCGUCCCAUCAGAUGUCAAGGAAAUGAGUAACUAUGUAACCUUUAGAAGACAUCUGAAGGCAGCCCUGUAUAGGAAAACUUUUUAAUGUGUAAUGUUUUAUUAUGUUUUUAUAUACGUUGGAAGCCACCCAGAGUGGCUGCGGUAACCCAGUCAGAUAGGUGGGGAAUAAUAAUAAUAAUAAUAGCCUUAUAGAUGAGGCCAUCAUAGAGCAUCAGUGGUAGAGCAUGUGCUUUGCAUGCAGAAGCUUCCAGAUUCAAUCCCCAGCAUCUCAGCAUCUCCAGGGGGGGAUCAGAGGGUCACCUGUCUGAAACCCUGAGGAGUUGCUGCCAGCUCAGUGUAGGUAAUACUGAGCUGGAGGGACCAAUAGUCUGACUCAAUAAAAUAUUGUGUCCUUGGUUCUCAUGGCACCUGCAGCAGCACAACAGGCAACAGGAAGCAGAAAGAAACAUUGCUACGGUUUCCAGCAAACACCAGCAGAAGACACCCAUUCUGAUGUUUCUACCAGGCUCUGACCUAGUGUUAUUCCAGGCCUUUGGAAACAUCUAGAUGACAACUUCCUGUAUCCAGUGUAGUGCUAUGCAAAUGGUCCAUCAGCACAAGGAUUUCUGCUUGCACAACAGAACAUUCCCCUUCUCUCCUCCUUCUGCCAACCUGUACAUCUGUUCUAGGGGUUCUCCCAACCAUCUGGAGCAGAUUUGGGGAUGGGCCCAGGCACACAAGGUGGCGGCAGGGAAGAGGAGGUCCCAUGGCACAAGCAGAGAUCCUUGUGCUGACAGGACGUGUUUGUUGAAUGCUGCCCUGACUCCCGGUGCUUCCAUUUGGUAAAUUUCAGACAACCAGUAUGGGGAAGGAUUGGGAGAGCAAACUUCAAGUGCAAGCACUAGUGAGCCCACAGAAUUCUGGGUGCAGACGCCAUCCUUGAGCAAGCACCCCGUACGUUGCAUACACAUAAGCUCUUGCCAAUGGGAUCAGAGCCUUGCAAAAAGCAUUAUCAUUGAUCGUACGCACAGAGCCUAGUCAUAGUUUGUAAUGCGUGUAAGCCCCUUUCAACUGCAUGCUGUAUGUGAAAAAAAGGUAAGAGCAAAGCCAGCAGGUGUGAUCCCACUCUUCCCAUGAACAUUCAGUCUGCUCCAAUCAUAGGAGCCAGCUCCUAGGGGCUGAGGGGGCUUCUCACCCCCAAUAAAAUAUUUUGGGCGGCUGCCCCCCAAAGUUGAUGGGCAUUGCCAUUCAAAUGGUGUGCAUGCAUCACAACAUGUGACCGAUUAGACCAGGCAGGGCUUACCUGCCCCCCUAAUAUUUUAUUCUCCAAUAGAACAUCUGCACAGGCCUUUAGAUAUCUAAUUCCUAGUGCAAGUGUCCUUUGUUGUAUCCCCAGGUCAGCAUGGCAUAAUGUAAACAACAGUCCCCUUUAGCUGUAGCGUUGAUCGCCUAAAUGUUUUUCAAGCCCAUAAGGCUGUUAGAACUAAUUGAUAUCAUUUAAAACACACACACACACACCCUGGGUCUAAAGCUCUUUGUUGCUUGUUGUAAACCAAAUGUUGCCAACUUUUAAAAUUACUUAUUAAAAGGUAGUCUACAGUCAGACACUAUAACCCUCCCCAGUUCAUGCCAAGUAGAUGGUUGCAUUGAGUCCAGGCUGAUAAGGAUAUAGACAACUCUGGGCAUAAUGUAUUUGGUGCUGUAGUGUUCACCAAUGCUCUGUAGCUGCAUCAUUUCCUCAACAGCAAACUCAGGUGGUGAAUGUCAACAGGACUGGAGCUGAAGUGGGUGGGAGCACUGAGGAUCAAGAGAAAAACAUCAGCAUGCUCGGGAGGAUCCUGACGACUGUGGAAGUACAAAAAUGUUGGUCAGGGCAAAAAAAUUCAAAAGGUCCCAAUGAGGACUGAACUGUUGGGAUACUGUCAGGGAGACGGAGGCAUCAGGCAGGCUCCCAGUCGUCUCCGGACGAUCACCGGUCUCCCAUGGAACAGCAUCAGUCAAUUAGUAGACUCAUGCACACCCUUUCAGCGGAGUCUCCACAACGAAAGGAUGCAGACAGGAGAGCAUAUUUACAGCUUUAUUCAACGUAGAUCAGAACAAAGGAAAAACAUGGCUGCUUGCCUCCGUUUCCAGGAAAACAGCCAGAAUACAAAAGCUAUAUACAAACGGAAGUUCCCAGCAAGAAGCUGGAAGUAAACAGGCAUGUGAUACACAACAAUCAUGCCUGACCCUUUUAAGGUGGAACGGAAGUAUUUCCUAACAUGAACAUGCUGAGUAGUCAUUGAAUAUUAGGGCAUGGCUGGCUGAACAGAAGCAUUGCCCCCCCCCCCCCGGAAAUCAGGAUAGGCUGCAAAAUUUUGCUGCAGAUCCCACUUGUCAUACUAUAUUAGGGAACCUGUGGGCUUCCCACAGGCAUCUAGGUGGCCACUGUGAGAACAGGAUGCUGGACCAUUGCCCUGAUUCAGCAAAGCAAUUCUUAUCUUCUUAAGUAAUCAGGCUAUCAAAAGAUGCUAUUGAAUAUGAUGUGCAGGUCAGUGCCUAAGAACUCUUGUUGUCGAUGUAGUGGGGGGGGUGCAGGAUGAGACAAUGUCAGUCAUGUAUAGAUGCAUUUAAUAAUUAUAAAAGGAAGCAAAAGGUUGGUUUCGGAAACAAGUGGAUCAACCUCUCGACAAGAGCGAAGCCAAAAUGGUGCCACUGAGAAACGAAAGGGAGAUACCUGGUUGUUGGGGUAAACCCCAUGGUAUGCAGGAGUGCAAAACAACAAUAAAAAGGUGAUUUUGAAAAGCCAAAACACCCUAAUGAGAACUGAGCCUUCUCCUUGACUUCCAGGAGCUAUGGUAUUUUAAGUCACACAUCCAAGGUGGGGAAGUUAUGGAGGGUGUGGAAAUUGAAUUAGCCUGCUUGACCCCUGACUGCUAUGAUAUCCUGGAGGUGGACCUAGCUGCCUAAAACCUUGAACAAGAGCAUUUCUCUGUGGCGCUGAGGAUACACUGCAACAUUUUGUUGCAGAUCUCACGUCUUUCAGCCUCAGUUUGAAAUGUACCAGGAUUGUCAGCUGAGCAGAAGAAAAACAGCCUGGCUGGUUUUGCUGUCAUUGCUAAGGCCAUUUUAUUUUGCUUUAAAAUGAAGGGUGGGGAUGUCAGUCAUUUGCCAUUCGCACGGGGCACCUUAGUAAGUCAGAGAUCAGAGACCAGCUGGAGAGGAUUCUGAGAUCCUGUGCCCUUCUUCUUCCAGGUUAAGGGAGUGCACUGAGCAUGCCUUGCCUGUCUGUUCCCAAUAACAAAGAGCCUGAAUUGCCUGUGGAGCUUUGUAAGGGGUUUAUAGCAAUUAACCAUCAUGUGCAGAAACAGAAAUAAUGUGAUCCUUAUAAUAUCUCUCUGAGGUAGAUUAUGCUGAGGGAUGGUGACUUGCCCAAGGCCAUCCAGUAAGCUUUGUGGCUGAGCUGGGACUCUGGACUGAAGCCACACCCAAUUCUCUAGCUACCACAUUAUAUUCCUACUGCAUUUGUGGGGAGGGAUAAGAUAAGAGUCCAUUUAGCCGACAACUGGCAUAGGAAAGCACAGCCCAGGCAGAAGGAAACAGAACAGAUCCUGCUUCCAUAAUCCACUUUAGUAGAAGCCCAUUUGUCCUUCGUUGGAUCGCCUGUGUAUAUAAAGCCAACCAGCUGGCAAAUCAGAAUAAAAUGAGCAUAGUAGGUAGGCACACAAUUCUCCUUUCACUCUACAUCCCUAUCUGGGCUUGGUUUGAUGUUCAAAUGUUUUUGCUUUGUUUCAUUUUUGCCAGAAGUUAACAUUAUUGCCAUGGAGUUUAAUUUUCAUGAACACCAGCAAGCAGGUCAAUUAGGCCUUGGACACUGAUCAUUAAUCACCUGGGCCUCGGAAGAAUCGCCUACUCACCUGUAUGGCCUGGGGUCAAGUUACUGUCUUCAUCAGGCACAUUUGUUAUUGUCAGGGCUUCCUCUGGAAUGUGGAUUUCCCCCUUUCCUUUUUUCUUUUGUGUGUGUAUGUCAUAGAAUCAUAGGACUGUAGAGAUGGAAGGGACCCCAAGGGUCAUCUAGUCCAUCCCCCUGCAAUUCAGGAAUCUCAAAACAAGCAUCCACGGCAGAUGGUCAUCCAACCUCUGCUUAAAAACCUCCAAAGAAGGAGAGCCCACAACCUCCGGAGGGUGUGUGUUCGUGAGUGUGUGGCCUCUGAAUUGUGGUAGGUUCCCCAGCCUUGAUGCAUGGGACCAUCCUGUAAAGGCAUGUACCAAUCUGCACCAGGUACCCACUGGAUCUGUAUCAAACGUUCUUGGUCACGCCUAUUAUGUGAUGCCUCUUCCCUAAACCCUUACACUUUUAAAAGAACAACUUGUAUCAAAUAAAGCAAUAGCCAGCAAUCCAUUAGAAUACAGUGGUACCUCGGGUUAAGUACUUAAUUCGUUCUGGAGGUCCGUACCUAACCUGAAACUGUUCUUAACCUGAAGCACCACUUUAGGUAAUGGGGCCUCCUGCUGCCGCCGUGCCGCUGGAGCACGAUUUCUCUUCUCAUCCUGAAGCAAAGUUCUUAACCCGAGGUACUAUUUCUGGGUUAGCAGAGUCUGUAAGCUGAAGCGUAUGUAACCUGAAGCUUAUGUAACCUGAGGUACCACUGUAUAAGAGUAAACAGUGAAAUUAAAUAUCAGCAAAUAGUAAUUAAACGAUUUACACUUAUCAAUUACACUAAAGAAUAACUAAACCAUAAUCAAUAAAAAUAAUGGCAAGUCAGAAUGCAUAAAAUUCCAUAAACCCUGGAAAACCACGUAAAAGGAUCAAAUUGAGAAACAAGGACUUAUAAAAUCAUUUGUACAGCAAAGGAUGCUGUUUCAGUUGCCCCUCUGUUUGUUUGCACCACUGGCAUGAAUGCUGCCUCUUCUGACCAGGCACCCAGAGUAAGAACACAUUUUUCCUCCGCUUUGGACUCUGGUCGGAUCACAUUGCGAUUGUUCAUCUCUGGAUUUGUCCUCCUGAGUAGAGCAAGCCCAAUUUUCUACUCAGGGAUAUUAUCCCAGCUCUGGAGCUGUGUCAAUUUAGCUUUCUGUGUCUGGACUGCCACCAGAACUGCUGCUGCAAUUACCACCCCCUUCCUCCAAAAACCCCCUCUAACAAUUGCAGCAAAAUUCUUUUGUCCCUGGCAUGGCUCUGCCUGCUCCAAAAUGGACAGUGAGCCCCUGGGGUCCUUCAGGGAUAUCACUGGCUUCCAAUAUUGAUAUAAAUGCCGCUCUCCAGCUGGUAUCCCCUUGGUUGGAUUCCUUCCCAGUUUAAUAGUAAAUUGCAGCCGCAAUGGUGUAGCCGGCAUUACAGAACAUGCCAAGCACAGGCAAUAAAGAACCUCAAGAGCUAGUGGGUUUCUUCCUCUCUCUGUCCUUCUUCUCCCUUACAGAUUGUCCUGUUCUGUAAUAGCAAAUUGGGUCGGGGGCCAAGAGAGCUUUAAAGCCAUCUUUUCAUCUCUUUCAUUCGGGCCCAGCAGCUCAACUGCUGUGUGGCACACAGCUCAGAUCAGCUCCAGCUGUAUCUCUCUGGCAGGCUAUUAUGCUGGUCAAUAACCAGGGGAACAUCACCCUUUCUUACCUCCAUAUACAAUCCUAUUCCAAGACUUAUUCAGGGGAAGGAGAACAUCAGCCCCAGGGAUUGAUAUGCAAAACUGCUUGGCUCCUAAGAGCGCUUCAUCUGUCACCGUGGAAUACAGUCCUAUCUGAAUCAGCCCAGGUAGACCCCACAGAUAAAUAAUCAGAUUUUGACAAUUUGCUGGCAUUGCGCCACAAAGGGUGCCAUUUUAGGAAAUGGUUUGGGCCCAGGUUCAGAAACCCGAGGACAAAUUCGUAUUUUAUCACAUCUGUUACGAUGGGCACAAGUGUGCAUAAAUCACAAUGUCCCCUUUUAAAACACCAGUUAUUAUCAGAUUGAUCAAUUUAUAUAGAAACAUCCCUGCCCCAUCCUGCUCCCUCGGCUCAACUUCCAAGGCAAUAUACAUUAAAAUCAACAUGCACGCAAACUCAAACAAAAAUGCAACGCCUCAGAACAAAUAAGUCAACAACAGUAAAACGGCAGCAGUGGACACCGAAAGGAAAGUAAAAGAAGCAGGUGGCAAUAUAAUGAAAUGCAUUGCUUCUGCAGUCUCAGUGUCGUUGUCCCCUCUUUGCAAAUGGGGCCCUAGGCCGAAGGAACAAUGGGCAGCUAGUGAGACAGUGCCAUGGGUGCCAAUCACAAAAUGGCUGCUGACGUAUGUGGGGGAUGCAUCUUAUACCUUGGGAUGAUAAAGAGACAGAUCAGUCUGUUUACAGUCGGACUCAGUUUUGCAUGUGCUUCUCUAGAAGUUCCAUUUAGGCAUUAAGCUGUGGCUCUUCCCCCCCCCUCUUUUUUUUUAAAGUAUGUAAGAGAAUCCAUAUAUAAAAGCAUAGUUGCAACUGGAUUUUAUCUAUCUAUCAUCUAUCUAUCUAUCAUCUAUCUAUCAUCUAUCUAUCCAUCCAUCCAUCCAGUGCUUUUUUUUCUGGGGAGACACAGGGGGACGCAUACCCCUAAACAUCUUCGAUCUAUCUAUCUGUCUAUCUAUCUAUAUGUCACCUAUCUAUCUAUCAUCUAUGCACACAUUUCUAAAUGUAUAUGAUCCUAAAAUAUGCUUUUGGGAAUUUUGUGGGGGGGUUGAGCCAAUAACUGUAUCACAAAAUUUGGAGGGGGGGGAUUGCAAAAUCUAAAGGAGCAGUGCUAUUUUUCUAGGAAAAAGCGGUGCCGGAACUCACAAUGAACGCCUUCCUGUAUCAGUAUCAAACUUUAUUUCAGUCACAGACCAGCAUAAGAUAACAAAUACUGAUAAAAUGAACACAUAAGACUUAAAAGAGGUAAGGGAUAAAAACUAGUAACUAAAUCUGAUUAUAUCAUACAUACUUAAAAAGAUAGAAACAAGGACAAAACAGUUAAAAGUAAAGACUCUCCUCCUGCAAGAGAGGGGAGUGGUUGUGGUCGGGAGCCGGACUCCGCCUCAAGCAGGGGGCGUUAGCCCCCUGCCUCCCACUCACCUGGCUGGCCCUCGCCCACGGGCAGGCACCCAACCAGGUGCCUGCGAGGCGUGUUUAGCAGCCCAAAUUGCUGCGGCACCAGCCUUCCGGCCUCACUUUUCGUCGUCCCGUCGCGAGUCACCCACCCUCCACUCCCUUAGAGCUCAGGGUCUCAGUUUUCUUUUGGCCUUGCUAUGGAUCUUAGGUUGGUCGCCCUGGUUGUCCGGGGGGCCUGGUAGGAAUUUUUCCAUUUGGCAUUAGGCUUUUUGGUUUUUUGGUUUUUUCGCCUACCUCGUAGCAAUCAUCACAACUUUCGUGGUAUUGGUGGGUAGGUUAGGCAUUGGAAUAAUGUGUUGUGGUGUGUCGAAGGGCUAGGUGUGGCCAUCGCCUAUGCCUUCAAUUUUUGGGUAUUCCGUUAAAGGAAUCUGGUGGUCGUGUAUUCUGUCCGAUGCCUGCUUGGCGGGAGGCCAUGGCACGACCCUCGGUGACAUCAGGGGAGAGCCUAUAGUUGGAUUAGCAUCAACAGGCUCCACCUACUGGUGAAUAAACCCCCCUGUUUUAGACUCACCCCUCUCUGAGGGGGUGGAGUCAGCUGACGUAAUCCAAUGCCUAAGCCAAUACCUUUUCACUUGCUGUAAUCAAUAAAGUUGUGGCCUUUUCUUGCCCAUUAACCUUAUAUCACGUGUCCUCGUGUUUUCAUUCCACUACGCGGGGAUCGGGUCCUCGAACCACAACUAUAAGGGAGGGAGUGUGAAGGAGCACAGCUCUUACAUUUUGGGCCUAGUUUGUGGCGCAAAACAUCCUUUGAUGAAUAUCCAUCAUGACAGCGCAAAAUCUAGCAAAUGAGUAUGUAACAUCUAGGUUUUCAUCUGGAAGUAGCAGGGAGAUAUAAAGUUGUUCUGUGCGACCUGGGAUUUUUUGUAGUUUAGGUAAGAUGAACCUAGCUCAUAUAGCUGUGUAGUCUUGGCAGUGAAAAAAAGACAUGUUCUGUUGUUUCCAGUUGCCCAAAGCCACAGGGGCAUUUUCUCUCCUCGUAUGGUUCCUCGUAUGCCUUCCUUGUUCUCUUAGAACAGCAAUGGCGCCCACCUGGGAGGUGCCAGAACUAAGUUCCAGCAAGUUCCAGCUGGAAAAAAGGCCCUGCAAAGGAGAAUAAAGGUUCUCUCUACCUGGAAUGCCUCUGUAAAGACUGAACCUUUCAGUGCUGCCACAAGGCUGUUGCUCUGAGCCCCACAGCUCUUGUUGAACAACAGCUCUUGUCAGCCUCAGCCAGCAUGGUCAAGGAUGAUGGCAGCUGUAGUAAAGCAACACUUGAAGGCCACCAUGUUUGCUGUCCUGCUCUAAAAUGUGUUCUAGAGUGCCCAGCGUAUUUCAUCCAACUGCUGUACUCUCUUUUGUUAUCCUUCGUUCCUGCACUUUAUUAAUAUUCUCAGCGACUGAGCAUAACUGUUGCCCCCAUUCCAGGUCCCAAAUUGCCACAAUGUUUAAUCCACAAGGCUUAUGGGACAUAGGUGUCAUUCUCCUGCAGAUCCUUCUGCUCCCAUAUACCUGACCUUGCUAACAAUCCGUAAGUGACUGGCUUAAUUUUUGCUAUUGAAUUAAAAAAAAUAAAAUUCCUUAGGACACUUCAAUAGUUCUUUAAUUUUAUGCCAUCAAUUUAUAAAUGAAUCAACUUAUUUCGGUCACUAACCAGAGUGGGGAAUUUAUAUACAGUGGUACCUCGGGUUACAUACACUUCAGGUUACAUACGCUUCAGGUUACACACUCCGCUAACUCAGAAAUAGUGCUUCAGGUUAAGAACUUUGCUUCAGGUUGAGAACAGAAAUUGUGCUCUGGUGGCGCGGCAGCAGCAGGAGGCCCCAUUAGCUAAAGUGGUGCUUCAGGUUAAGAACAGUUUCAGGUUAAGUACGGACCUCAGGAACAAAUUAAGUACUUAACCUGAGGUACCACUGUACUGUAACACCAUAGGUUCUCUAAAGCACAGCUUUGCAACUGGUUAGAACUUUGGUGGCCCAAGAAAUUUUGCUUCCUGAGGCAAAGCAGCGAAUGCUAUCCCUCCCCUUCCAGUUCAGGUGCAUCAAUAGUAAUGGUAAAAGGCAAGGCGAGUUAUUUUAGUAGCUCAGGUAAGCAAAUCCCACAUAUUACUCCGUAACAAUAAAGGUUGUUCUAUUCCUCCAUAACAAUAAAGGUGCAAUAAGAAUAAAUUAAAUAACGAGCAAUUUGGCAGACAGUCAUAGCUCAGUACCCAACACAAAGUUAGACCAUUUGGUCCACCUAGCUCAGUAUUGGAGAUACUCAGGAGAUGACAGGGAUUAGACCUGAGACUUUCUCAUUUACACACACACACACACACACACACACACACACACUUUUAUUGAAUUUUUCAAAUAUUUUCACAAUAACUGUCAAAUAAAAAAAUUACAUUAUUUCACACAUUGACUUCCCGCCCUUCCCUCCAUAAUGUUUUUACUCAAAGCUUUUCUACUGCAUUAUAUUUUUAUUUAUUACAAAAAGUUUCUCUAUUGCAAUUACUUUGUCAUUUUUCUUCUGUUGCUUUUAUCCAUAUCCUGCCUGUGAUUUCAUUUUGCUGUAAUGCUUUUUCAAACAGUCCAUGAAAAAUCCUCCAUUCUUCUACAAAAAGUUCAUCAUUUUGAUCUCUUAAUUUUGCUGUCAGCUUUGCCAUUUCCCUUUAGUCCAUUACUUUCAAAAGCCACCCCUCCUUUGUUAGAACCUUCUAUUUUUCCCCCAUUUCUGUGCAUAUAAUAUUCUAGCUGCUGUUGUCACAUAUAUAAAUAAAUUAGGCAUCUUCUUUGGAACCCCUGUCCCUAUUAUACAUAUAAAGGAAGCUGGGACUUUCUACAUGCAAAACCUGUUAUCUACCAGUGAUCACUGAUAUGGCCCUUCCAUUGGAACUCAGUGAGAUGUUUCUAGAUGGGGCUUUUCCCAGGUGAACAUGCAUAGGAUUUCAAUGUUAAAGUUGGUUUUAUUUCUUGCUUCACACAUCCCAAAGCAAUUUACAAGAAAAGUAAUAUACAAAACGAUAUCAUAAAACAUUCCCACCAAAUUCAAGGCAGAAAUACCCCAAAUCACCUAAAGCACAGAACAUUCACCCCACACCCAAUGAUUGCAGAUCAGAAGGUCAGCGGUUCAGAUCUGUUUGACGGGGUGAGCUCCCGUUGCUCUGUCCUAGUUCCUGCCAACCUAGCAGUUUGAAAGCACACCAGUGCAAGUAGAUAAAUAGGUAACACUGCGGUGGGAAGGUAAACGGUAUUUCUGUGCAUUCUGGCACUUGUGGUUCGAGGACCCGAUCCCUGCAUAGUGGAAUGAAAACACACGGACACGUGAUAUAAGGUUAAUGGGCAAGAAAAGGCCACAACUUUAUUGAUUACAGCAAGUGAAAAGGUAUUGGCUUAGGCAUUGGAUUACGUCAGUUGACUCCACCCACUCAGAGAGGGGUGAGUCUAGAAAGGGGGGUUUAUUCGCCAGUAGGUAGAGCCUGUUGAUGCUAAUCCAACUAUAAGCUCUCCCCUGAUGUCACUGAGGGUCGUGCCAUGGCCUCCCGCCACACAGGCAUCGGACAGAAUACACGAAAAUGUGGGUGACUCGCGACGGGAUGACGAAGAGUGAGGCCGCGUGGCUGGCGCGGCAGCGAUUUUAUGCUGCUGUCCACGCCCCUUCAAAGGCACCUGGUUGGGUGCCUGCCCGUGGGGCAUGGUGCGCCAGCCAGGUGAGUGGGAGCCAGGGGGCUAACGCCCCCUGCUUGAGGCGGAGACCGGCUCCCGCCCACAACCACUCCCCUCUUUUGCAGGAGGAGAGUCUUUGUCACAGUCCUCCAUGCACCACAAGCAGUUUAGUUAUGCUGGCCACAUGACCCAGAAAGCUGUCUGCGGACAAACAGCGGCUCCCUCAGCCUGAAAAAGGAGAUGAGCUCUGCAACCCCAUAGUCGCCUUUGACUGGACUUAACCAUCCAGGAGUCCUUUACCUUUACCUUUUACCUAGAACAAACACCAGAAACAGUCACUAAAAGUUGGAUCAUUGAUACUGUCCAAAUGCCCCUGAAAAUAAAAAUGUUUUUUCCUGGUGCCAAAAAGAUGCAGAGUCCCUUUCUAAACAUGAUUAACUUGGCAGUAAGCCCUACUGAAUUCACUAGGACUUGUGUCUUAGUAAGCAUGCUGAGGAGUGCUGCCUUAAUUAUGUUUGGCUAUAUCUGAAGUAUCUCUGUUGAUUUUAGUACAAGCCCCAAGAUGUAUAUCAAUAGCUUAUUUACAGAUUUAACCAAUUGUGCCUACGGUGGUAGAAUGAGUGAUGGGGCUGGGUGCGCACAUGGCGAUAAGGAGGGUUUUGGUAGAGUUGCUCAGAUUGUGGCUUCCGUCCAAGCUGUUACUGAAAUAGUAAUGAUUCAGGAGAGUGGAAAUAAUGAUACAAAUGCAGCUCUUAAAUCGUACCAAAUUGCAUCUCCUCUAGUGCCUUAAAUUAAAAUUACUGCUGGGGGGAAAGAGAGAGAGUGAAAUGAUUAGUAUAGCUUUCUGUUGUUAUAUAGCUGAGUUGUAUAGAGCUCCUUCUUCUGCAACCACAACAACAGGCCUAUCUCCAGCAGGGUAACACUUGUGCUGGGAAAGACACCUUUGUUUUGUCACAGCUUCCCAAAGUGCCAGGGUGAGCUAUCCUGGAAAAUGGGAGCAAAUUCUGCCUGGAUUCCCAUCAUCUGAUGGUGCAAACAGAACGUCUCGAAUGUUGUCCCAUAUUUAUUUUGGAGCUACUCUAUUCUAAAACGAGCAGAAAAGAUCAGAACUGAAUUCAGGGAGGUUAUGACCCUCUUCAGGGGUGGGGAACAUUUUUCAACCUCGAGGGCCUCAUUCCUUUAUGGGCAACCCUUCUGGGGGCCACAUGGAAGUGAUGGGUGGGGUAAGAAGCAAUACUGGACAGAGCGACAUAGGUAACCUUUGUACAGUAGGCUCACAUGCCACAGUUACAGUAGGCUCACAUUUCCACAUGUGCAUCUCUCUCCAUUGUCUAUCCAGGCAAGUAAGAGAGGCCUCAUCAGAGCUCAAAAAAACACUCCAGCUAGGUCAGAAUCCUCAAGGAUGACAUGGGGAAGGGUCCUUGAGGGGCAUGGUUUGGGGAAGAGUCCUGAGCAGGGACAAAUCUACUAUGGAACUAAUAAAGUUGAAGCUUCAAGGCCCCUAAUCCCGAAGGGCCCCAGAAGUGACUAUAGUCCACAUUGCUUAAAAUGUUUGGGUCUAGUAGACCCAAUUUGGGUUGUGCAACACAAAUCAAUUUUUUUGUUGUUGUUGCAUGUAUUUCAAUAAUCCCAAAGUUAGCAUCAGUAGCACAGAAGUUGUAAACGUGUGGUGAUCUGUCAUGGAACAAGGGCUUUUUUCUCAGCUAGAACUCUCUUCUAAGCAAUUGAGGGAAGUGUUCAUGUUUAGUUCCAGCACCAUUUUUUCUAGAAAGAUAGCACUGCGUGGAACAACCCCACUGAAGAAGAUAACAGUGGUUACCCAGACCUCGUUGCUGGUUGCAAAGGGGCCCCAUAACAGUUCAAGCUUGAGGGCCCCUAAAAUGUAGGCCUCCUACUGGUCCUGAGGGCCCCAUUCAGCUCACAGACCAGAAGUUCCCCACCUCUGGACUCCAGUUAAAACAAACAAACAAAUAAACCACAUGUGCCGUGACGAUGCUGUUAUGGUGCAGGUUUUUCUUCCCCUGUAAGCAAUACCUAAUAAAGUGCAGCUGAAACAGGAAACCUUUGCCGCAGGGUGAUAUGAUCUCACACGUUUCCAUGGCAACGAGCCCCAAGUUCCGGCCCAAGGCAUGGAGACCCUUCAGGAGCCCUAAAAAAGGAAAUAUGGAUUCCAUGUCCAAUUAAGUGUGCCGUGCUUAGGAAAACAGCCCUGUUGUUUUAUGAAACAUUAUCGUUUGUGUCAAGCUGUAAGAGCUGCUUCUCGCAUCACCAUUUUUAGGGUGGACCCCUGAGAGGUUUUAGCUUCUCUUGGAGAAGAAGGAUGUAGUGACACUAGGGGCAGAGCUUUAUCUGUAGCGUUAUGAGCUAUGUUCCUGAAGGAAGCCCAUCAGGCCACCUCAUUGCUUAGCACCAGGCAAGUCAUUAAAAUCUGUUUAGUUGUCCCAGGCACUUUAAUUGGAGCUUUUUCACAGGGUAGUGCUGCUGCUUUAUCUCAUUUGCUUCUGCUGUCUGUUGACUUUAGUUUUCUUUCAGUGACUCCAUGAUUUGCCCACAGCUCACCUUAUUGACUUCAUUAUUUGGGAAGCACUGAAUAAUAAUAAUAAUAAUAAUAAUAAUAAUAAUAAUUUAUUAUUUGUACCCUGCCCAUCUGGCUGGGUUUCCCUAGCCACUCUGGGCAGCUUCCAACAAAGACCAAAAAUACACUAAAAUGUCACACAUUAAAAACUUCCCUGAAGAGGGCUGCCUUCAGAUGUCUUAUGAAUGUUAUGUAGUUGUUUAUCUCUUAGUCAUCUGAUAGGAGGGCAUUCCACAGGGCAGGUGCCACUACCAAGAAGGCCCUCUGCCUGGUUCCCUGUAGCUUUGCUUCUCACAAUGAGGGAACUGCCAGAAGGCCCUGGGUGCUAGACUUCAGCAUCUGGGCUGAACAGUGGGGGUGGAGACGCUUUUCAGGUAUACUGGGCCGAGGCCGUUUAGGCAUAUCCUCCAACAUUUCUCCGAUCAUAAUGGGGACAUCCCAUUCUAUAAUGUUAGUUUUACUAUUUAUACCCCACACAUCUUACCGGGUUGCCCAGCUACUCUGGACGGCUUCCAACAUAUAUAAAAACCUAAUGAAACAUUAAACAUAAAAAACCUUUCCUAUACAGGAUUGCCUUCAGACAGUUCUGGAGUCGAAUAACUCUAUACCCUCCAACAUUUCUCCAUUGAAAAAAGGGACAUCCUAAGGAAAAGCGGGACAUUCCGGGAUCAAAUCAGAGACUGGGACAUUUUCUCUAAAUCAAGGACAUCCCUGGAAUAUAGGGACAUUUAAAGGGUCUGGGCUGAAUACAAAUUUGAUGGAAUUUAAGUGGUUUUGAAUGUUGCCACAGUGCAAUGAAGGCUGCAAAGGAUUAAGAGGGCAACAGUUGUUUACAUCUAGGGCUUUUGCCAUCUUUUACCUUUCCAGAGGUUGAAACAAAAUUAAAAAAAAUCCUUCCAGUAGCACCUUAGAGACCAGCUAAGUUUGUUAUUGGUAUGAGCUUUCGUGUGCAUGCACACUGCUUUGAAUAGCUCAAUGACAGGCAAAAAUCAAAUAGACACCCUUUUGGAAGCUGCAACGGUGGAACUUCUACCUGACUUUCAGGGCCUCUGUCUGGAAAAAAAGAGAUGCCACUCCCUAUCAGUAUACAGAAGGCCGUUAUAAUCCCAUUCGCCAUAAUAUACUAUUGGUGCAAGGGCUUUGGUUAAAUAACUUGCAGGCCUCACCUAGGUCUACUAUUCUCAGCCACUGUCAAUUUUAGUGGGAGUUCAGAAGUUUAUUGCUGGAUUCAACCUACUACGAUCAUGCGUAGUAAAAGUUCAUGUUGAAAAAUAGUAUUGAGGUAACUCCAGAGCUAGAGAACGCAGACUCAGAUGUGGAGUGGGAAACUUGUACAGUGGUACCUCGGGUUAUAGACACUUCAGGUUACAGAUGUUUCAGGUUACAGACGCUUCAGGUUACAGACUCCACUAACCCAGAAAUAGUACCUCGGGUUAAGAACUUUGCUUCAGGGCGAGAACAGAAAUCGUGCUCCGACGACGCAGUGGCAACGGGAGGCCCCAUUAGCUAAGGUGGUACCUCAGGUUAAGAAUGGACCUCCAGAACAAAUUAAGUUCUGGUACCACUGGUACAGGUACCACUGUAAUGAAAUUAGGACUUCAUCAGUCAUAAGAAAGGACCACCUGGCACAACCAAGGGCAAGUCAGGCUGCUUACAAUUUUCCCAUCAAAUGGUGGGAAUGUUUAUGAAAAAGUGGCUACAAAUAUGAGCUGUAGUUCAGGAUAUGGACAAAUGUAUGCCCCAAUUUCUCCACAUUUUUCUCUCUUAGCUAACCACUCCAUCCCAUGGUAGCCUCACUUUCAUUUCAUUUAAUGCCUUAUCUACCAAGGAGGCACGAAUCUGACCAUUAUUUUGCUUCAUCUUUUUUCCAAUCUUCAGUUCAAUUCACCACUUUUCUGCACUGGUUUGCAAUUAAAGGAAACAAACAAGUCCUUGUGGAAGUUCAUCAGCAUUUAGUGUGCAUUUCUCCUAAUACAUGCAGUUUUGCCACACACAUACACAGGUUUCUAUAUAUGCACUAUAUAUAUAGGUUUCUAUAUAUAAUAUGCAUUGUUGUACACUUUUUUGUUAGACAAUUGCAUCUCAACAUGUGGAGAAGUGCAAGUUUUGAAUGGCAACGGCAUGCUAGUUCCUGCAUUGUUCCAAAAAGUGCAGAUUAGGAAGGUUUGCCUUAAACUGAAAACUGAACAGAAUUUUCUCCCCCAUCCCUGUUAUCUAGAACGUGUUUGUUUGGGGUUUUUUGCAAGCCAAUUGGUGUGAUGAGUACUGAUCUCACAAAGGCACUGAUAUCCAAGACAGUGUUUCAGGACUUUCCUCAAAGGUUACCGAUUCCCCAAAUAUGCUGAAUUACCUUGCAGUCUCUUUCCCUUUUCAGAUACAAACUUUCCCUGUGUUGGCAAAGUGGGUCCUGGGAGAAGGCAAAUGGACAGACAGACAGACAGAUGUGUUGUGAAACAUGCCUAUUUAACAAAUACUCUCUCUUUUUUUAAGGCAACUUAGUUUAAUCAAUUGCCUUGCUUCCCUGUAUCUUGAAAUCUAUGAAUGACAAUGGAAGUGCAUGCAGCAGGAAGGUUUCCCAAUUUAUUUUCAUUGAUUGAGAAAGCCACAAGCAAUGCUGUUUUCCUCCAUUUCAGAGGGGCAAAUGGCACGUUACACACAACCCUGACACCAUUCUUCUCUGGCCUUUGUACAACUUGGAGAAGUGGUCGCUCAAAGUGGGAAAGUAGUAUGGGGAGGGAAAAGGAGUUCUGAAUCCUCUCCCUGCCCACAAUUUCUCAGCCCCAAAUGAUUCAACGUACAUUUUGAUCCAUGAAGGAAGAAGCAUGGCGUAGAGAAAGUACGGGUGUGGAAUGGGUUAAGUACCUCCUUUGCCAUUUCUCCACUCAAAAUCCCCCCCCCCCGGGUGAUUUUCCUGAAAAGAAAAAAGGAGUUUCUCUUGCACACAUUUAUGCUUAGCAUUUAGUUAGCCCCAAAGCAGGCUCCUUGUCCAGCUCUGAGAUUAAUCAUCUCCAUGUCAUCAAACGUAAUGCAUGAAGUGGCCCUCAAAAUCAUGUUGCGAAAAUAUAAUUCAAGCUUCCAAUAUUCCAGCUAGUAACUGAUGUGAAAGAAGUGAAGUGUUCUUUUUUCCCCCCCAGAGCAGAAAAGAUUUAUCAUUAGUAUGACAUGUUAACAUUUGAAGAUGAAGUGCUUCUGUUUCAUAAGAGGUGGGAAUUUGAAUUUGGGGGGUGGGGAACAGAAUCCCAUCAUUUUUUUAAUUGUAGCAGGUCACCAGCCUGAUGGGGCUAAUCAUUUCAUUAAAGGCAAAAGCACAAACCUCGGUAGAUGGGCGUUUGUGUGACGGAAACAAAAGAAACCUACAACAUGCUAAAAUCGUUUAUUGGCGUGCAUCACUUUCCCUGGGAUUUGAGCAGUGACUUCCUAAUUCAGAGUACCUUUCUGAUAACAUUCAAAAUUCAUGACAAUGAAAAAGAAAAAGGAAAAAAAUCACUUGGAGCAUUUCCAGCUGUAAAUAGAAAUAUUAACGUUUGGCUAACGAACAAAGACUUUUUUCUUUGCCUUCAGUGUUAGGGGAAGGGUCAUGGCUCACUGGUGAGGCCACUGCUUUGCUUCCUGAAGCAGAGGCAACAAAUGACACCCCUCACAUUCCCAUCAAGGUGCAAGUCAUUUUGAAAGAUGAAGCAAGGAAAUCCCACAAGCGCAUCUCUUCCUCCAUAGCGUGAAACAUGGAGGGCCAUAGCUCAGUGGCCAUAGCUCAGAGCUUCUCAGCAGUGGUGGUGCGGCACUGCUUGCCCAUCACCAGCAUCACUGCAGAUUACCAGGGUGGGGGGUCAGCAUGGUGUAGAGGCACCGCUGGGAGCACUGGAUUGGCUCCACCAGAGCGUUUGCACCAUGCCAACCUCCCCACUGCCUCGCUCCUCCUCUUCUCCUCCCUGGUAAUCUGUAGCAACACUGGUGGUGGGAGCUCAGGUAAGCAUUGCUCAGCCGCUGACCACCACUGCUGCUUUGCAUGUGGAAGGUUCCAGAAUUCCUGGUAUCUCCAGACAGAUCUUGGAAGGCCUCUUGCCUGAAAACCCUGGAGAACGUCUAGUGAUCAGUGCAGCCAAUACUGAGCUGGAAUGACUAAGGUAGUCCUUCCUGUGUGAAAUUUAGCCUCUGGAAGUUUAAGCAGAUUUGGCAUUGCCAUACAGCAAAGAAGAAGAAGAGGAGGAGGAGGAGGAGUUUGGAUUUGAUAUCCUGUUUUAUCACUCCCCUUCAGGAGUCUCAAAGCGGCUAACAUUCUCCUUUCCCUUCCUCCCCCACAACAAACACUCUGUGAGGUGAGUGGGGCUGAGAGACUUCAGAGAAGUGUGACUGGCCCAAGGUCACCCAGCAGCUGCAUGUGGAGGAGCAGAGAUGUGAACCCAGUUCCCCAGAUUACGAGUCUACCGCUCUUAACCACUACACCACACUGGCUCUCAGUGGCACAACCUGCUUCUGGGAGCACUGUGUGAGGAAACGGAGAGGUGAUGGCAGGAAUUGAGGUCUCAAUGGUGAAGCAGAACUGUUUACAGUGUUUCCUGUUUCCUGUUUCCUCAUCAGGGAAGUGCCAUUUGAGGUCCCCUUCAGAUUAACAUUGAGCUGGCAUUGCCUUUAAAAAUGCAACAGAAGACUAGGUUGCAUCAAGUGUGACUAGGAAGGGGAAAUAAAUACAAUUCAGUUUGCAUUUUAAUAGGAGCAUUGUUAAUUUGCACUUUCUAAUAUAGCACACAGACCAAAUUCCAGCCAUCCGUCAAGAUUUGCACUGCUCUGAAUGUUGCUGUCAGGGAACUGUCAUCAGUGCCGGAGGGAGAGAGCAAAAUCCAGAGGGAUUCCGGAGAGCGUCCCGGGAGUGGGAGAGGCAGCCCAUCUUCUGGGGAAGAGAAUCAGCGUAGCACCAGUGGAGAAGGGGGGCAGAUGGGGGAAGCGGCAAGGCGGUCCCAUGACUCCUUGCCGGGGACCAGCGGGGAGAGUAGAGGUCCUCCACUGCCUACGCCCUCCUUGCGCAGAAGGCUUUAGCGCAGAGAGAGUAGGAGGAGACUAGGCGUCAAAGAGCUUCUUUGCUGGAAGAAGUUUAAGAAAUGCCCACUGAUGGAUUCUGCCAGCGAUUGAGACAGCCACGGGCGAGUGGCUGUCCGGACAGGAAAGGUUCACUCAGGCAACCCAGCCAGGUGUUUGCACCAGCUUACGCACGAGCAACCCCUAGAACCACUACAGUUGCAAAGCAGUUCUCUGUCCAAAGGUUGUGCACACACAAAAUGCACAUAUUAGGGGGAAAUGAGAACAAAUGUGUUAUUAGUAGCUUUAAAAUGUGUGUAUUGGGAGAAAUAGGUGCUAACAUGCCGGUCAAUUUUUGUGAGGAUUUUUAAAACAAAUUCAAAGUGGUGCAAAAAUGUGGUGAACCAAUUUUAAGAUUGGAAAUAUGAGAAACUGAGUGAAACUGAAACAGACAGAGUUGUUCAUCCCCAGGUAUGGCUUUCCCUUUUACAAUGCUAGGAGAAGCCAAAGCUGGUACCUUCAGCUUGCUUUUUGGAGAAGGCUGUCUGUAUCUCAAUAGCAGAGCACCUGCUUGGCAUGCAAAAGGUUGUGAAUGUCCCCUGUCUGAAACUCUGGAGAGAUGCCACCAGUUAGACAACACUGAGCUAGUUUGGCCAAGAGUUUGACUUUCUAUGUUCAAAUGCUUCCUGUGUUCCUCUGUUCCAAAACUUGGGAGAGUCACAAGUGGCUCAGCUGGGCUCUGGGGUACAUGUUAUGAUAUAUUUUGUCCAUUUCUGCUGUGUUCUAAGCACAUCACAGGACCAUAAGCCCUGAGAAGAAAGGGAGGCAUCAAUAUCUUUUGUGAUGAAAGGCAGGACAUAGAAAUGAAAAAUGAAAAUUACAAGGGCUGUAACCUCAUGGGUAGAGCCAGUGCUUUGCAUGCAAAAGGUCUCAUGUUCGAUCCCAGGUAAGGCUAUUGCCAGGUAAAAUGGGGGAAGACUCCUGCCAGCUUCCUACAUUCCAAUGUAAAAAUAAAAGUGACAGUAUGAUUGGUAGAACCUCACAUCAGGAGCAUCUUGCGACUGAAGGUCAGUUUGGAAUCUGUAGAGAAGGGAAGCCAGUCAGAAGAGAGGAACAUGCUGCAAAGGGAUGGAGACUGUGACAGCUCUCAGCCAAAUUGGGAUUUUGGCAGGCAGUUGCCUCUAUGAUAGUAACCUGUGCACAGCCAGGCUUGUGAGCCAUCCAGUAGAUUCUGAGGACGAAUUGCUCGCCAUAUAUCAUGACCUGCUUUACAACCUCUCUCAUUUUUAGCGUUUCUACACAACUAGUUUGGGGAAAAUGACAGGCAGUUUGUUGAGCUCCUGGUGGACUCCAGUACAGUGGUACCUCAUGUUAUGGAUGGGAUCCGUUCCGGAGGCCCAGCCAUAAUGUGAAAUGCCUGUAACUUGAAGUGCGUCUGCGCAGGCGCACGGUGCAAUUUGGCACUUCUGCACAGGCGCAAGCGGCGAAACCCGGAAGUAACCUGUUCUGGUACUUCCGGGUUGCCACAGGACGUAACGUGAAAAGACGCAACAUGAAGCGGACACAACACAAGGUAUGACUGCACAUAGCUACUAGGCUUUGUUUGGCUUUGUGGGCCACAAGUCAUGCAAUUUUGCUCCUGCAACUCGGAUGCAGUUGCUGUGUGUGCUGAAAAAAUGCCUCACCACCACUGCUAUCCACCUAGGUCGUCAAAAAGGGCAAGCCAUUGUGGCAGGACCCAAAGUGAGACCUCUGAUCAUAAACCCAGCAAAAGCAGGAGAUCACCUUAGCAGGAACAUUUGAUGCAGUGACUUGCAGGAGGCAAUGAUGGAAGGAGAUCUGUGAUUGAGAGGUACAUCUCACACUGCAUUUUGCUUCCUGCUUAACUUGAAAGCCUCAGUUCAUCAAUUCUGAAUAAUAGCCAUCAGUGGCUAUUGAGAUCUGUGUUCACAUUUAGACUGUGACUCUUCAGUUGUGAGAACAGAAUAACGAUAUGACGCAUUUUUGUGAUUAAACAGGAAUUGUUUAUUCAUUAUAGAUUCUGGAUUUUGCCCCCUGUUGGGCAAAAUAUUACAAUUGCAAUAUUAAAGAUAUGCAUUUCUUUCACAUUUCCUUCCUGGUUACAAUGUGCCCUUAGCCUGCAUUCAUAAAAAGGUGGUGCAGAAAGUAGAUAUUGAUUACCAUUCAUUACCUUAUACAAAAGAGACCCCAGACAACUAAUUAUGAAUAUAUAAGAAAUGAAUACGAUAAGUGCAUAAAAUUUUAAGACAGCACUAAAAAGUGACAAUGCACUGAGGUUUUUUAAAAAAAUGUAUUUCUCCCACGACAACAUCCGUAUAAUCCCCAGAAAAACUGACCAGUUAAAAUAGCCAAUGAAAAGGUGCUCUCCAAAGCAACAGAAAAAGUACAGCAAUCAAAUGCCUGGGAGAGGGAGGAAAGUCUUCAGCAGAUGCAAAAAGGAUGAAAAUGUAGGUGCCAGGUGAGUUUCCUUGGGGGGAGUGUUCCAUAAACAGGGGGCCACCGCAGAAAAGACUCUCUAUGAUGGCACUUUGAAGGAGGUCUUCCAAUGAUGAGUUCAGGCUCCAUGUAGGCUGAUAUGGAAAUAUGUGUUCCAUAAGGAACUGGGGUCCAGAGCCAUGGAAGGUUUCAUAGGUUAAAACUAGCACUGUAGAUUAGGCCCAGAAAUGUACUGUAAGCCCAUGCCUAACAUCAACAAGAUGGGAAGCCUUUAAAGCAGUAUGACGAACCUUUGGCCCUUCCAUUGUUGUUGGACUCCAGCUUCUUUCAGCUCCAGCCACCAUGUCCAGUCUUCUGGAAUGAUGGGAAUUGCUGGAUUUGGGUCCUCUGGCUACCCUUAUGUUACCAUGAUUGUCUGAAAUAGGACAGUGACUAUUGACUGUUGGCAUUUUUGUGAAUACAGUGGUACCUCAGGUUAAGUACUUAAUUCGUUCCGGAGGUCUGUACUUAACCUGAAACUGUUCUUAACCUGAAGCACCACUUCAGCUAAUGGGGCCUCCUGCUGCUGCCACGCCGCCGGAGCACGAUUUCUGUUCUCAUCCUGAAGCAAAGUUCUUAACCUGAAGCACUAUUUCUGGGUUAGCGGAGUCUGUAACCUGAAGCGUAUGUAACCUGAAGCGUUGCGGUACCACUAUACUGACAAUCCCAUUUAUAUAUAUAUCAGAAAAUUGAUUUGUGUUUGACCUCUUUUUAGAUAUAUACCAGUGAAUAUUCAUGAUGUAAAGAGUUUUCAGACAUUGCCCAAAUGUGUCUGGAUUUACCAAUAUACACAAGUGAGCAUCAACAGCCAUGUCUUUUGGAUAUUCACUGUAGCACAUGUGCACACACACUGUAAGUGCAGAAAAACGAGUAAAAAAUCAUGAACUUGUCAACCCAGUGCUGUAAAGAGGCAUUCUGUUGUGCUACAAUACUUCUUGGGAAGACAGCGAUAGCAAGCCUAAGUUGCCUUGCUAGGAAGUAAGUUUGAUUGGGUUCACUGGACAUUCUUGCUAAAUGAGCUUAUUUAGGAUCAGGCUAAAAUCAAGAAGUCAUUCUCAUGCAAUUUUGGACCUUUUGAUGCUAGAGCAUUUUUAGCCAUUGCACAAUACUUCUCUAAUUGAUUUCCUAGUGACAGUGGCAUCAUAUUCCAUCUGCAUGUAAUGGGUUGUGUUGUAUCGCAUCUAAAAUAUUAAAGCUUGCAGCCAAUAUAGCCUCACCACUGUCUGCUUAUUUUAAAAUCUGGCUAGACGUGCACUUCUGCAUAAUAGCAGUGGACAGCUUCCCAAAAAGUAUUUUUUGAAAAAUCCCCUUCACUUUGAUUAAGUAAAAUUAAAACAAAAUGGUCGCAGAAUGUUGUGGGCCUCACACAAAAAAGAUGGGGCACUGCAGUGGACACAUAUCUGAAUUAUGAUUGACAUUUUUAAUAAACAAAUCUGACUAGAUGGUGCUCCCAUGCUGGACUUGGUCUGUUUUAUUUCCAUGGGUCAAGCACAUAGUUAAAUCUUUCCCACUGAAAUGGUUGGGUCUUGAAAACAUUUAAGAUUAACUUUAACUUAUCUGGAUUGUGUCUAAACAUGGGUGUUUUUUUUUAAUUUUAAUUAACUGUGUCUACUCCUUCUUUGAUGUCGUUUCCAUCUUUCUUAUUGGAACAGCCAUGCCCAAGAGAGUUUAUAAAAUAAAUCAGGGAAGUCUGUUCUGAGUCAUGAUAUUAGGAGUGAUCUAGUCCCUCAUAUGCCACCCCUUCUUAAAUUUUAUCUGCAUUUGUUGAGAUUAUACUUAAUGAAUGGUGGAUCCAUUACUCAGAGGCGGGCAAGCUACAAGGGUAAGCUGGUCCUUGUUAACAACACAAAGUUAUCCAGAUUUUGCCUUGUUAUAACACCAUCCCACUGCCACACACACACAAAAACCAAUGCUAAGAUGCUGGGAAUCUAUACUGCUGGGCAAUGAUCAUUCUGGCACAGCAUAUAGACAAAUAUAGUUGUCGCAAACCAAAGCAUUUUAAAUUUCUACUUUCAGAAUGGCAGAGCCUAGUAAAAGGAAGAAAAGGGCCUCGAUUAAAGCAGGAAUGGGGAACCUGUGACCUUCCAGAGGUUGUUGUACUACAACGCCCUUCAUUCCCAUGCUGGCUGGGGCUGAUGGGAGUUGGAGUCCAACCACAUCAAAAGGCACCACCCCCACCCCCGAAUUAAAGCAUCCUUGACAAGCUGCCUAAGACUUUUGCACCUUUGCAGCUAACAGAGUGAAGGCCUGACUGUCUAAAUGCUGCACAGACUAAGGCUGCUGCAAUCAGAAAAUGAAGCUAUCAAAGGCAGGACCCCUUCAUGUAGACGCAUGGCAUAUAUGGCAUGUUGUGGUUGUGAGGCUGAAUUUAAUCAUUAGCUGAUCUGGACAUCAGAGAGAUCUGAUGGGAGAGAGCUGGGGAGCAUAAUCUUGAAUAGGUAUGGAACAUCUCAGGCUGUUCAUGUUCCCCAAAGAAUCUGGGCCUGUAAAUUGUAAGCCAAGCACUGGUGGUGAUGAUAAAUAAUAUUAUGGUGGGUUUGUUCAUAGAUGUUGCUUUUCAGCCACACACAAAAUUCCUCUUCCUCCAUUUUGGCUCCCAUGCAUGCCUAGCCUUCCAGGUCUGGACAUUAGACGAAUCCUCUGCAUAGUAGGUCCGCCAUAGAAUCAAUCACCCUCAUUGGUGCUGUGUUCUCCCUUGCUGGAGGUCUUGAAGCAGAGGCAGAAUAGAUAUCUGUUGGAAUUAUCUCUGGAUUUCCCACCUCAGACAGAGGGUUAGACUACUACCAAGCAGCCUAUAAGGCUUUGUUUAACUCUGUGCUUUUCUUCUAAUUUUUAAUUGCAAAUAUAGCAGAAAACAGGAGACAACGUCAUUUCCCAUUAACAAUAAGAAUAAUCCACCUUACUAUACACCCUAAUCUUACUAUACACCCAAAUUGGUAUCCAAAUGAGAUUGUUGAUUAUUAAGAUAGAUGUUCAACUGUGGAAGGACCACUGAGGAAUGGAUGGUGGGUCUUCACCUUUCCAACCUUGAAGCACAAGUCUCUUUGCAACCAUAAGGACUCACAAGCGCCACUUUUUAAUGCCUUGAUCAAUGUAUACAUUUCACCAUUAUAUUACUGGUUUCUUUGUUGCAGUUGUAACAGGUGUAGAAACUCAUGCAUGGUGCAGACAAACUGAAUAGAGAAAAUGUUCUCUUGCACCCUCAUAAGACUAGAACUUGUAGACAUCCUUUGAAGCUGAGUGUUGGAAGACUUAAGACGGAGAAAAGAAAAUCCUUCUUCACACAGCACAUAGUUAAGACUUUGGAAUUUCCUCCCACAAGAAGUGAUGGCCACCAACUUGGAUGGCUUCAAAAGAGCAUUGGACAAAUUAAGUGCUUUUUUUUUUCCUAGAAAAAGAGGUGCCGGAACUCACCAUGAACGCCUCGCUUGUUCUCCUAUAAUUGCUAUGGCACCCAUCUGAGAGGUGCCGGAAUUGUGUUCCAUCAAGUUCCAGCUGAAAAAAAGCCCUGGAUAAAUUUAUGGUUAUCAAUGGCUCCUGCCCACAACUGCUAUCUUCUUCCUCCUCUAUCAGAGUCACUAUGGAAUAGCUGCUGAGACCAUAUAACACCGGUCCUAAAAGACCUACAUUGGCUCCCAGUACAUUUCCAAGCACAAUUUAAAGUGUUGGUGCUGACUUUUAAAGCCCUGUACAGUGGCACCUAGGGUUACAGACGCUUCAGGUUACAGAUGCUUCAGGUUACAGAUUCCACUAACCCAGAAAUAGUACCUCGGGUUAAGAACUUUGCUUCAGGAUGAGAACAGAAAUCGUGCGGCGGUGACGCGGUGGCAGCAGGAGGCCCCAUUAGCUAAAGUGGUACCUCAGGUUAAGAACAGUUUCAGGUUAAGAACGGACCUCUAGAACAAAUUAAGUUCUUAACCCAAGGUACCACUGUAUACCUGAAGGAGGGUCUCCACCUCCAUCGUUCAACCCGGAUACUGAGGUCCAGCUCCGAGGGCCUUCUGGUGGUUCCCUCACUGCAAGAAGUGUGGUUACAUGGAACCAGGCAGAGGGCCUUCUCAAUAGUGGCACCUGCCCUGUGGAAUGCCAUCCCAUCAAAUGUCAAGGCAAUAAACAACUAUCAGACUUUUAGAAGACAUCUGAAAGCAGCCCUGUUUAGGGGUUUUUAAUGUUUGAUCUUUUAUCAUGUUUUUAAUAUUCUGGGGGGAGCCGCCCAGAUUGGCUGAGGAAAGCCGCCCAGAUUGGCUGGGGAAACCCAGCCAGAUGCCUGGGGUAUAAAUAAAUUAUCAUCUUCAUCAUCAUCAUCAUCAUCAUUAUGCCUAUGGAUGCCAAUGGCUGGAAAUCACAAGUGGAAAGAGUGCUGUCAUGCUCAGGUCCCUUUUUUGCACAUCCUGUAGCCAUCUGGUUGGCCAUUGGGAGAGCAGGAUGUUGGAAAGGAUGUUCCUAUUUUCAUUGGAGAAAUGUUGGAGGAUAUGCUAGUUGGGCCAUUGACCUGAUCCAACAGGCUCUUCUUAUGUCCUUAAUGCAAUGAAGAUUAAAAAAAAUACCUUCUUGGCAGCGCAUGUCAUAGUGAUCUUAAAAGUAAGAAGGCGAGGCUCAUCAAGAUGCCAGGAAAACAGAGGGAUAGUGAUCAAAGUGUCUUUGAUUCAGUACCUUUCACUUUAUGCAGCUGACUGUAUUCCUUGAUUUUUUUAUUGAUACCUCCCCACUAACUUUGAAGAGUCGGUCCAUCUAAGUAUUAUUUCACAAGAAGUGGGGAAAUGGCUGUCACAAUUGCAUUUACUCAAUUUUCAUAAAUCACUUUUCAAAAUGAUGAUUCCCUGCCUCGGCCCUCUGGCUCAUUCAGCCAGCCCAGUUCCCAUCGGCAAUUGUCUAAGGCAAACACAGAUUGAUGUGGCGGUGGCAGAGAAGAGGUGCAGCCUGCUGUCUGUCCUCUGCCUCUGUUCCUCUUGGCCAGCUCACAUGGCUCCUUCCACAUUGCACAGAGCAAACCGUGAUAGACUUGAGCAAACGAGAAAUGCAAUUCAAGCGCAGCUUGCCAAGCACCACCGGAACACAAGGCUGUCACACCUUGUGAAGAAUUAGGGGACAGCAAGGGAAGCUUAGCACGCAGCACCAUGAAAAUGAAUGUCUUUAAAUAUAUCUUAAUAUCACAGUGGGAUUGACAGCUCUAAUAUGAGAUUGCUUUUCUUUUUUUAAUGUAAAAGAUUUAAUUCCAGGGGGGCACUCAGGCUGCAACCAGUUGAAGUAUGGUGAGAUUAAAAAUAUAUGUAAUUAUGAUCUUCUUAAAUGAUGCACUGGGCGGGGGGGGGGGGGAGAAUCAGCAAGAAUAAGAAGACAUUUUCUUCUUGACUGCUAAAUAGCUUUUCUAUAUAUUUUAAGAUUUGUAUUCCACUGACUUUUGUUGUGGAGUUUUUAUAUAACACAUAUUUUGUGAGUGCAUAACUCAAAUCAUGUUAAGAGACCGGCUAUAUAGAAAAAUGAAAAAAAAUUAAUAUGCACAUGUCUUUAACACAUUUUACUAGUGACAGCAUUUUGCUUUUGUUUAACCCCUACUAUAGCAUCGAAGUUCACUGUCCUAAUCUCACUCAUCAGACACCCACCCGCCUACCCUAUUUCAUGUUGCUAUAGCCUCUUCUCAAUCUGGUUUAUGUUAUUCAUUUAGAUUGAAGCGUAGUCAUUAAACAGUUGUGCUUUUUUGAUUAAUUAUAUAUUAGAGAUUAGGGAAUCUGUCCAUUUCAGUUUCUUGCUUUUCCAAUCUUUUCAGCUGUCCUAAUUUCACAUCAGUUUGUGAUGUUUUUAUUUUUAAAAGGUCUCAUGAAAAUAUGUACACAUUUUUGCAAGCAAUUUUCUUGAAAUUGUUUCUCUAUGCUAACCAGGAAGUGCUAUCUCCAGUCAAUGGAAUGACUAUUCCUAUCUCUGCGGCUGUGACCUCCUGGGUGAUGCAAAUGCCAUUAGGCAGUUCAAUGUGCAUGUGUACUCCGUUCAUUUCCCUCCUUCCCACUUCUGCCUCCCGUGUGGCCCCAGGCACUGGCAACCCAUGCUACGUCACUGCCAGAGGGUAGUAAGUGGAGUGAGAGAGUGUUAUGAUCAGGAUGCAGGCCUUACAUUGCACGCAAGUCUCUUCUAAAUGAACUAGAGCCGUGAUCUCCAGUGAUGCUCCCAAACACUAAAGGAUCAAAAGGAAGCUGCCCUGAGCAGACAGGGUGCAGGCGAUGUGGUUGUGGUGAGGAUUCCACAUUUCUCUCAUGUAUAGAAACAAUUAUGGAAUAGAAGGGUAUUAUAAAUUUCAUCCCUAUUUCACAGCCCUUGACACGAAUCUGAAAACAAAUUUUUGAUUUAUUAAUGCCAUCCACGCCACUUCCCAGACAAAGGAACUGGACAGGGGGAAAAAAGAGACUGCAAUUCUGUGCUCCGAAUAGCGUUUUGAAAGCCUCUGGGUAUUUUUUAAUAUCACGCUUCUCAAUGUUAAUCUCUAAAGAUCACUGAACUUGCAUUAAAUCUACAGAUAAAUAAUGUUACACAGUAUUACGGAGGUGAUAAAAUGUGGAAAGCUGCCGUAACCUUCUAGGUGGAUUUUCGUGUCUAGGAAAGAGGAACUUUACAAUGCUGGACUACCAUUUGCAGGUGGGGGCAAUCUGUCAGUACAAAGGAAUAAUGUAAGGGCAUUUAGCAAGUUGCUCUCUUUUGUGCUAUUGGGUGGGCUUAACCCACAGGUCUCUAGGACUCAUGGCUUGCCAAGGCAAAGGCAGCUUACCAACCCUAGACUGGGGCUUGCUGGGUCUUUCACAAUAACACCUUUUUUCUGUUCCAGGCAGGCUGUAAAACCAGUUUUCACUGAGCCUUUGGUAAAUGGCUGGUGGCUCUCAAAAAUGGGAGUUUGAAUGGGGGCUGCUUUAAUAAAGGCAGUGGUGUUCACAAUUUCCAGCCCCACUCCCCGUUUGAAUAAUUGUCUGACCCCUAAAGGAGGGCUGAGCUCUGUUCCACUCCAGGAACCGAGUUGGGAUCACAUGAGCCUGAAACUCACCAUGACUUGAACCUGAUAACUAAACCAGGGCUGGGCACUGUGGUGACCUGCAGAUGUUCAACGCCAGGCAGUAUGGCCAACGGUUACAAAAGAUGGGAGCUGUAGCAUCUGGAGUGUACCAUGAAGUCUACCUCUCAACUAAACCAUGGUUUGGGUCAGGUGUGAUGACCCAGUGGCCCUCCAUAUUUUCUUGGACACCGAUUCCCAUCAGCCCCAGCUAGCAUGGCCAAGAGUUGGGGAUGAUGGGAGUUCUAGUCCAACAAAUUCUGGAGGGGCACAGGUUCCACCAUCCAGGUUUAGGUGAUUAACAGCAUCAACAGUGAGUGUUGCCUAAAUAGGAAUUAACCAUGUUCACUUGAAGACAGGUCUGGACCACUGAUGAGGCAGGGCGAGGCAUCUGCCUCGAGUGGCAGAAGCCCCAGAGGUGUCAUCCACCUGAACUCUACCACCCUUCCCACUAUCUCCUCCUUCAGCGGUGGCACCAUUUUCCACUUGGUCUCAUGGAACAUAUGAGCUCUUAUGAGACUUUGGUGAGAUCUCAUCAGAUCUCACCGGAAGUCAGUGCCGCUGUGGGUGCUUCUCAGGUGCCGCCACACAACACAAGUAAGAUGGGCACAAUGUUGGUGGCAGGGCGGCAUUAAGCAGGGGUGGCAACAUGUUCCAGUUUUGCCUCAGGUGGUGAAACGGGAUGUGCUCCCCCUGCCUGAGGGUGUCUGAAAAGUGAGGAAAUAUGCUGGUGUGCCCAGAUAUUCAGAAAACCCACCAGAUGUUAUCAACAUUCAGCUUUGAACAUUGACAUUAACCAAAUGCUGGGCAUUCACUGUAACACACACACAGUUUGCUUUUUGUCUAGAUAUUGUGUGUAUUUGGGCAGAUAUCCAAAAAGUAUUCUUUAGAAUAUUUGUGUUGUCCUUUUAGAAGUAGCAUGACCAAUACAUUAUUUUUCUGUGAUUCAAGCGGGGGAAAUCAGAAUCUCGUUACUUAGCUUCAAGCUGAUUCCUGAAGAACUUGCUACACACCUUUUUGUUUAUCAGCUUCCUCUUUAAAAAGCCAGUGCAGAAGAUGAAGGCAUGUGGACUUUUUGAAAUCACAUGUGGUGAUAUGUUCUAUGGAUGUUUAUCAGACCUACAACAGCCAGGGGUGAUUAUACUUCUCUCUCUUUCUUUCUCUCUCUCUCUCUCUCUCUCUCUCUCUCUCUCUGCAGUUUGCUUGGCUUUUUUUAAGAGGUGUUUUUAUUUUCCUUUUAACAAAAUCAUAUUCUGAUCCCAAUACCUGAAUUCCACAUACCGUGUGAUGAAAUCAAUAUACAUCUCUACAAAAGCUGGCAGUUUCUGGAUUUUAUUCCCUGCACAUUUUCAGAUAUUCCCUCCCCUCUUCCCAUGCUCUCAUUCUUUUUUUCUUUCCCCCCCAAAUACAGGCAUAAAUGGCGAAACUAAUAAUACUGUGGCAUUCAUCAUGAUCUAGCUGAAGACUAAGCAAAGUUUAGUACGUAGUAAGCUAAUAAAGGGGGAGAAAAAAUGAAAAAGAAAGCUUCCCCUGCUAUUGAGGGGAGGGGGGCUAAUGCAAGAAACACCAGAUCAAUAUGAGUAGACCUGAGUUGAAAAAGACAAGAUUUAAGAUCAUAUCUGAAGGAACUUAUUGACUUAGCUUUUCUAAACUGAAUGCCAGAUGUGGGGUGAAUAACAAACAAAUAAAUGCGUGCAUUGCACAAAUCUUUAGCCUGUGUUUUCUUGCAGCCAAUAGGAUGCCUCCCUGA
This is a messenger RNA of Podarcis lilfordi (Lilford's wall lizard), 76335 nucleotides long. The record is from the annotation of a GenBank genome assembly. NCBI's taxonomy places the organism in Eukaryota, Metazoa, Chordata, Lepidosauria, Squamata, Lacertidae.